Molecule: messenger RNA, 51297 nt
Organism: Formica exsecta
Lineage: Eukaryota; Metazoa; Arthropoda; Insecta; Hymenoptera; Formicidae
Gene: sls
Product: titin-like
Molecular function (GO): protein binding; DNA binding
Source: RefSeq, a predicted model, not a curated record
UCUUGGUUUAAAGAAUCACGGGGACAAGACUUUUGACGAUGACUUGAUUUCUGCCGACUGAUUGAACUGAACCGCGGUUACCAGCAGAAUACUGCGCGUAUUGCGGGGCGAAAGAGAUAAGUGCGAGUGAUUUGCUCCAGUCCGUCGUUUGUGAGAGAGUUUGUUCGUUAAAUCUCGGCGAGUGACAAAACGCGAUAUAUUGAAAAAAAAAGAGAGGCAAAGAGAGAAAUACAUUAUAAACGAAGAUCUCUGUAGAUUCUCCUAGAUUAUAGUUAGCAGUUCAUUAAGCCACGAUUCUGCCGUUCGAACGACUCGUGACUUUGUCGGAUUUCUCGAUCCAAGAUGAAGCGACAACAGUCUCAAGAACAGCAAAAGCUACAACAGCAACAACAAAUCAUGCAGGAACAACAACAACAACAAUACAUCCAGCAACGGACGGAAAGACAAAUCACGCGGCAACAGAUCACCAGUCAGCAGAGAGUUCAAGGGGAGAUUGUAACGCAAACGACGCCAACGGUACCAGUAUUUACCGGUAAACCUGGUGAUCCAUCACCGCCGAUUUUCGAGCGAAUCUUUAAAAAUGCGAGAUUCGCGCAGGGCGGCAACGCGAUCUUUGAAGGCUGCGUUCGAGGCAAUCCGAAACCAACAGUUUCUUGGACGCACAAAGGAAUACUGUUGCUAGAAUCGCGAAAGAUUCGUAUGUCUUAUGAUGAAUAUACUGGAAUUGUCACACUUCAAAUUAAUCAGAUUGGUCCAGGGGACGAGGGCGAGUACACGUGUAGUGCAAAGAAUCAAUAUGGCGAAGCGAUUUGCUCAGUUUACAUACAACCAGAGGGGUUCGGUCCUCCAGCGCAACAGCUGACGGAUAGCUACAAGAAGGAAUUUACGCAAAACAUUCAGUCGAGCGAGCAAAAAAUGCAGACCGGCAGUCAGGUCUUCCAACAACGCAGUUAUCAACAAACAAUAGAUAAACGAAGUUACGUUAAUGGCACGACUACGAGCAUCGAAGAUUUUAAGGUUGAUACUUUUGAAUACCGAUUAUUGCGCGAAUCGGAGUUUCGCGAAUCGAUCACUCGCCGUUUCGUGGAUGAAUCCGAUUUGCAAAUUUCUACGACAGUUGAUCGUACCUUAGGACCAAUUGCCCCUCCGCAAAUCACUCAGAAACCGAGAAACUCGAAACUCGUCGAAGGAUCAGAUGCCGUCUUCACCGCGAAAAUAACCGGCAAUCCUAAGCCAAGGUUAACAUGGUUCAAGAACGGCCAGAGAAUCCGUGAUACCCAACGCGUGGAGACGAGUUAUUCGAAUCAGCAGGCUACCUUACGAAUCCGAGUCGCCCUGCCGGAAGACAGCGGUCAUUAUACAUUAUUGUCCGAAAAUCCCCAAGGUUGCACUGUUAGCUCCGCUUACCUGGCAAUUGAGUCCAGUGAUCAAGUAGAUCAAGUUCCGUAUCAAGCGCAUCAAAGGGAAUUCAUUAAGACUCAACAAGUGGAAUCGACCGCCGAGUCUACUGACUCUGGCAAGGUUCUGCCACCGAAUUUUGUUCGCACCAUUACGGACAGAGAAGCUACCGAAGGCAAGAUGACGCGAUUUGACUGUCGCGUAACUGGUCGUCCGUAUCCCGAAGUCACUUGGUACAUAAAUGGUCAACAAGUCGCGAAUGACAUGACUCAUAAAAUCCUCGUAAAUGAAUCCGGUAACAAUUCAUUGAUGAUUACGAAUGUGAGUCGUGCUGACGCCGGCAUAGUAACAUGCGUCGCUCGGAAUAAAGCUGGCGAAACCUCCUGUCAGUGCAAUUUGAACGUUAUCGAGAAGGAACAAGUAGUCGCGCCGAAAUUUGUAGAGCGUUUUGUCACGACAAGCGUGAAGGAAGGAGAACCCGUUGUCUUUAUGGCACGCGCAGUUGGCACGCCGGUUCCACGCAUCACGUGGCAAAAGGACGGCGUGCCAAUAACGCCUGGCUCCGAAAUACGUAUAUCGAGCGACGGUAGCGGAGCUUCUACCUUGGAUAUUCCAUGCGCCAAGUUCUCAGAUGCAGCCUGGUACCAGUGCACCGCUCAAAAUGUAGCCGGUUCCACCGCAACACGAGCGCGACUCUUCGUCGAGACGCCAAAAGGAACGGCCCCGGAACCAAGACGCCUGAACUUACCCCGACCAACGAAAGUCAUCGAACCAGAACCAGCGCCUGGCCCCGAAGUGAUUUAUUUGAGACACGUGGAACGUGCCAAGCCUUACUUGCCGCCUUCUGAAGAAGAUAAGAUUUAUCCGCCGCCACGUUUCAUUAUACCCUUAAAGGACGUUCAUCAAAUCGAAGGUGGACGAAGUCACUUCGAGGCCAGAAUCGAACCGGUGGGCGAUCCCACAAUGAGGGUGGAGUGGUAUGUUAAUGGCAGAGCACUCGACGCGAGUUCCCGGGCGACUUCCAUCUUUCGUUUUGGUUUUAUUUCACUCGAUCUCAUUAGCAUUGUUCUUCAAGAUAGCGGCGAGUAUUUGUGCCGUGUCGUAAGCUCUACCGGAGUCGCCGAAUCUCGAGCCACCCUCAGCGUAACCCCACGCGCCACGAUUGAACAGGCGAGCCAAUACCCCGACAGUCUCCAGUACAUCCAGCAGCUCGAGGAUUACAGCAAGUACCAAAGGCAGGAGAGCGUGGAGGAGACCUCUUCACAGCGGCCGGUUUUCAUCCGCCCGCUCCAGGAUCUUGGUGAGCUACAGGAAGGUCGUAACGCCCAUUUCGAGGCGCAAUUGACGCCUGUUAGCGAUCCCACCAUGAAAGUGGAGUGGUACAAGGAUGGAAAACCAAUCACAGCCAGCUCGAGAAUCACUAGCAUCUUCAACUUCGGUUACGUCUCACUCAAUAUAAUGCACCUACGGGUUGAAGAUGCGGGUUCUUAUACCGUCAGAGCUGUGAACCGCUUGGGAGAGGCCAUCAGCUCCGCGACUCUCCGUGUCUUUGCGCGAACGAGCGUAACGACAGACUUGGGUAUCCCCGAGCAACUGAGAUACAUCGAGGCUGCCGAGGAAUUGGAAGCGUAUCAACAGGCGAUGCACCAGAAGUACGUGCAGGAGCAGCCUGAACCGAGUAGCCCACCGGAAUUUAAAUCGCCUAUUAAAGAUCAGAGCGGCAUACGAGAAGGCGGAUUUGCUCAUUUUGAAGCGCGCCUCGAACCAGUCGGUGACGCCGAUCUUCGUGUCGAGUGGCUCAAGGAUGGACGACCUGUAGAAGCUAGUUCCCGAAUUACAACCUUCUUCAAUUUCGGUUACGUGGCGCUGACCAUCAAAUAUGUAACGAUACACGAUGUCGGCGUAUAUACUUGCCGAGCUUACAACAGGGCUGGCGAGGCUCAUACUACUGCUCAAUUAAGCGUAAUUAGUAAGAACGAUGUUAUUUACGAUAGUCAGCAUCCUACCGGUCUUCAAAAAAUUCAAUCUCUCGAAGAUUCGAGCAGAUAUUCGCGACAAAUUCAGGAAGAAACGCAGGUUACGCAGGCACCACGAUUCCUGGGCAAUCUUAAAGGCACGAAUAAAAUCGUAGAGGGUCAACGGGCGCACUUUGAGGCGCGUGUAGAACCUCAAAGCGAUCUGAGCAUGAAGAUCGAGUGGUACCACAACGGCAAACCUAUCACUGCCGCUAAUAGAAUUCAGACGUAUCACGAUUUCGGAUACGUUGCCAUUGACAUUCUUCAAGUUCGUCCCGAAGAUGCUGGCACGUAUACCGUUGUGGCUAGAAACUCUCGCGGGGAAGCUCGUUUAUCCGCCACCAUGACCGUAGAGACGCGUUCUAGCAUAGAUACUAGUAGCAUGCACCGCGGCACUUACGAAAAGACUCAACGCUUAGAAGAAUCCAAGUUCAUCGAACCGCAUUAUCAUAUCGAAGAAAUCUCCAAAUCAAAACCGAUCUUUAUCCAGCCAUUGAGUGAUCCUAAGCCGGUUAGCGAGGGCAAGAAUAUUCACUUGGAAUGUCGCUUGGAACCAAUGGGCGAUCCAACGAUGAGAGUUGAAUGGUUCCAAAACGGACGUCCGGUCACGGUUGGCUCCAGAUUCAGGACUUAUUAUGAUUUCGGAUUUGUCGCACUCGACAUAGUACACGCUACCGUUUAUGAUUCCGGCGAAUAUACUGUCAGAGCCACUAAUCAUCUGGGCACCGCGCAUACUUCCGCUUGCGUGAGAGUCAUCGGAAGAUCCGACGUCGUCACCGAAACGCAGAACGAACAAUCGCUCGAGCAGAUACAAAUGUUGGAGGACUCAUCGAGAUAUCGCAAAACUCAACAAGAGGAAGUCACUGUGAUGCAAGCACCUCAGUUCACUCGACCUUUACACAACAUCGAAACGGUGGAACUGACCAACGUUCAUCUCGAAUGUCGUCUACAGCCGGUCGGUGACGUAACCAUGAAAGUCGAUUGGUUCGUCAACGGCCGACCGGUAAAAACUGGUCACCGAUUUAGACCAUCUUACGAAUUUGAUUACGUGGCUUUAGAUAUCCUCGGCGUAUAUCCUGAAGAUUCUGGCGUGUACACCUGUCAGGCUAGAAAUCAACUUGGCGAGGCAGUUACUUCGUGUUCUGUAAGAGUACAUGCAAAGAAGGAUUUAAUUCUGGAAUCUCAACAUCCUGAAGGAUUGGAAAGGAUACAGUACUUGGAGGAUGCUUCUCGAUACAAGAGACACGAACUCAUCGAUGAGGUUGUGAAUGUAAAGCCGAAAUUUAUUACAAAACCGAAAAAUCAGGAAAAUCUUCGAGAAGGACAACACGCUCAUUUCGAAUGCAAAUUGGAACCGGUAACGGAUUCGAAUUUGAAGGUCGAGUGGUUCAAGAAUGGUCGUCCAGUAACGAUAGGACACCGUUUCCGUCCGAUUCAUGACUUCGGUUACGUUGCAUUAGACGUAAUUGAUUUAAUCGCUGAGGACUCUGGAACUUAUACGUGUCGUGCCGUUAAUCUGGUAGGCAGCGACGAAGUGAACUGCAUCUUAACAUGUCGCUCGGGCGCGCAUAUCUUAACAGAUACGCAAAAUGAGCUUGGACUUGAACAGAUUCACUAUCUCGAAGAUAGAUCCAAAUAUCACAGACAAGAAAUUAUUGAAGAAACCACCACUCAGGCUCCCAUUUUCACGACUUCAUUAAACAAUGUCGAGAUAAAAGAAGGUCAGCGAGCUCAUUUCGAGUGCAGACUAAUUCCAGUGUCCGAUGCAACGAUGAAAAUUGAAUGGUUCCACAAUAAUAAUCCGGUGAAAGCAGGCUCGAGAUUUAUCGAAACAAAUAGCUUCGGUUUCGUCGCUCUCGAUAUUAUGUAUGCAUAUCCCGAAGAUUCUGGAACAUAUACUUGCAGAGCUAAAAAUAUUAUUGGAGAAGCUAUCACUUCUGCAACCGCUAUCGUUCACUCCAAAAAGUCAAUCUACACAGAGACUCAAAGCGAGCAAACUCUUCAACGUCUUCGCACCUUGGAGGACACGUCUCGUUAUCAACGUAAAACAACAACCGAGGAAAUUAUUACACAAGCUCCUGUCUUCACGUUGCCGAUAAAAGAUCUCCGUGUUGCUGAGAAUCAAGCAGCGCAUUUCGAAGCACGUGUCAUCCCGGUUGGAGAUCCCAAACUCAAAGUGGAAUGGCUGCGUAAUGGAGUUUCCAUUUCAGCCUCAAAUCGUGUAACGACCAUGCACGACUUUGGAUACGUCGCUUUAAACAUGAAGUACGUCAAUCCCGAAGAUUCAGGCACUUAUACGUGUCGUGCGACAAAUGAGCUCGGAGAAGCGGUUACUUCAGCAACACUAUUCGUUCAAUCCAAGGCAGCCUUGCAGUUUGAAUCACAACACGAAAACGCUUUGUCGAAACUCCAAGCCUUGGAAGAUACCUCAAAAUAUCAACGUCGUGAGGAAGAAGAGAUUGUUGUAAAAGAAAAGCCAUCCUUUACGGUCCAGUUGAAUGGACCUACCAGUCUAGUCGAAGGUCAAAGCGCACACUAUGAGUGUCGUAUAGAACCUUAUCCUGAUCCCAACAUGAAGGUGGAGUGGUUCCACAAUGGCAAACCAUUAUCCACCGGUCAUAGGUAUAGAACUACCUGUGACUUUGGAUUUGCGUCGUUGGACGUGUUGACCGUAUAUGCCGAAGAUUCGGGCACAUAUACUUGCCAGGCUACCAAUAAAUUGGGAUCGGCGAGAAGUUCGAUUAAUCUCGACGUGAAAUCUCGAGCAUCGAUUAUUCGCGAUACACAGCAUGAGAGCGCAUUGAAAAAGAUACAAUAUCUUGAGGACGAUUCGAGAUAUAAGCGCAUAGUCGAAGAAGAUACAAUUAUCGCGGAGAAGCCUGCUUUUGGACGACCGCUGAAGAAUAUUGAACACUUACCGGAAGGCAAAAACGCCCAUCUUGAAGCUACAUUGACUCCCGUGAACGAUCCGACGAUGGUCGUCGAAUGGUUCAGAGACGGGCGUCCCAUUCCUCAGGGACAUAAAUUUAAAACGACCUACGACUUUGGAUAUGUCGCUCUCGAUAUUCUUUACGAAGCGAGUAAUGCCGUCGGUGAGGCUGUUACUACUUGUGUGAUCAGCGUGGAUUCAAAACAAGGUUUAUACCUCGACACAUUGGAUGCUCAACGUUUACAAAAGAUUCGAGAAUUGGAAACUGUUGAAAUCAAAGAAGAAGUCGAAAAGGAGGUUAUUCAUCAGAAACCUGUUUUCUUGACACCGCUAAACAAUCUGGAUCAUCUCAAAGAAGGCGAACAUGCUCAUCUGGAAUGUCGUGUGGAGCCAAUUAACGAUCCAAACUUGAAAAUUGAAUGGUUUGUCAAUGGAGUCGCAAUUAAAACUGGUCACCGCUUCCGCACUACACACGAUUUUGGCUACGUGGCUCUCGAUAUUCUGUAUACCUAUCCCGAAGAUUCCGGUACUUAUAUGUGUAAAGCAACCAAUUUGGCCGGCGAAGCCGUUAAUACCUGUACUAUUAAAGUCAGUUCACGACGAAGUAUUCUUCUGGACACCCAACAUCCGGAUGGUUUAGAAAAGAUUCGAGAAUUAGAAGCCCAGGGUCAUCCCGCACGGUUGGAAAUUGAGGAACCGCCAGUAACACCACCAAGAUUUGUCACCGAGCUUAGAGGCACGACUGAAGUAUACGAAGGGCAAACCGCUCAUUUCGAGUGCCAAGUGGAGCCUCUGCAUGACGCUAAUCUGAGAAUUGAAUUCUUCCACAACGGUAAACCUUUACCAUCGGCGGCGCGUUUCCACGUGACCUUCGAUUUUGGAUACGUGGCAUUAGAUAUCGGUCAUGCCGUACCCGAAGACGCAGGGCAAUAUUCUGUACGUGCGAUAAACGCGCUAGGACAAUGUGUGUCGUCCAUUGAGCUCAAGGUAAUCCCACGAGAUAGUAUUAUUUUGGAUUCCCAACGACCCGAAGGAAUGGACAAGAUCCGGGAGCUCGAAGCUCAACAGCCAUGGAAACGACCGGAUGUACCGGAGCCUCAAACUCGGCAGCGUCCUGUCUUCACUCAACCAUUACAAAAUAUCGACAAUAUCGCCGAGGGUCACACCGCGCAUUUUGAAUGCAGGCUCAUACCCGUGGGUGAUCCCAUGCUUAAAGUGGAGUGGUUUAGAAACGAAGUGCCCUUGGAGACAAGUUCGCGAAUUACAAAAGUACAUGACUUUGGCUACGUAUCUCUGGACAUCGCUCACGUACGUGACGAAGACGAAGGUGUUUACAUGUGUCGCGCUUCUAAUCCGUUGGGUGAAGCGGUUACAACGGCUUCGAUGAAGAUUAAAACCAAGGCCAGCAUACAAUUAGAUACUCAGCAUCCGGAGGCGCAACGUAGAAUCGCUCAAUUGGAAACCAAGGAAGUCGGGCGACCCGAGGAGCCGGAAAAGGUCUUUGAUAAACCGAUUUUCACGCAAUUAUUAACCGGGCCAACGGAACUCUGGGAAGGACAAAUGGCUAGAUAUGAAUGUAGAGUCGUUCCUGUCGGCGAUGCAAAUUUAAAAUUCGAGUGGUACAUGAAUGGAGUCGAAUUAAAAAUGGGUUCACGCUUUCACGUAAAUCACGACUUUGGAUACGUAACGCUAGACAUUUUGAAAGUUAUCCCCGAAGAUUCCGGCGUCUAUACUUGCAAAGCGAUCAACAAUGCAGGUGAGGCGGUUUCAUCGAUUUCCUUGAAAGUAAAAGCGCGUUCGGCUAUCGCUUCUGAGAGCAUACAAGCAGAUGCGUGGCAAAAGAUUCAAUUGAAGGAAGCAGAGAUGAAUAAGGUACCGGAAAUGUUUAUUGACACGACACCACAACAGGCACCAGUUUUCACCAAGCAUCUCGAGAGCUUCGAUAAACUGGUAGAGGGUCAACGUGUUUAUUUAGAGGCUCAGGUAGAGCCGCGAGCGGAUCCCAACUUGAGAGUAGAAUGGUUUAAAAAUGGUAUGCCUCUACAGACUGGAACUAGACUUCGUAGUACGUUCGAUUUCGGUCUGGUAACGUUGUCGAUCAACGGCUUGAGAUCCGAUGAUUCCGCAAUUUAUACUUGCAAAGCGACUAAUCUCUUGGGAGAGGCUGUGUCAACUUGUAGCUUAAAAAUUGCCGAUCGUCACUGGUUAUUGGGAGACACUUUGCAUCCGGACGCUUUGUCGAAAAUCGAUGCCUUGGAGCAGCCUCAGAUAAUUUCUACUGAACAACCGGAACCUAUUUACGAAGAACCCGUCUUUAUCACUCAUCUGAACAACGUGGAGUGCAUUGAAGGUGAUAAUGCUCACUUUGAAUGCAAUGUAGAGCCAUCAAAAGAUCCAACUAUGAAGAUUGAAUGGUUCUUGAACAGUAAACCUUUACCGACCGGUGCAAGAUUUAAGAGCACUUACGACUUCGGCUACGUGGCUCUGGAUUUAAAUCACGCUUACGAAGAAGAUUCUGGCAUAAUUACUGUAAAAGCUACAAAUUCGAAGGGAAGCGCGCAGACAUCAGGUACUUUGAAAUGCACCAGCAAACAAAACAUUUAUCUGCAAACACAACAUCCACAAGGGGAAGCCGGACUUGAAAAAGUGAAAGAAGCAGAAGAUGCUUAUCUGUCAAAAUACAAGAGACCGGAGGAAGGUCCUGAACACGAAUUUCCUAAACCGAUUUGGACGGUGCCACUUAAGCCUGAGUUUAAACUGGGAGAAUCCGAACCGUUACAUUUGGAAGGACAAGUCGAACCAAAAGAUGAUCCCAAUUUAAAAAUUGAUUGGUAUUUUAACGGAAAACCUUUAGAACAUGGUUCGCGCUUCAAAAUGACUAGCGAUUUUGGAUUUGUUACUUUGGAUUUAACGGAUGUUUAUGAGCGCGAUUCCGGUAUUUAUACCUGCAAGGCUUAUAAUAAAGCGGGCGAAGCCUUUACAUCGACGACGAUUUAUUGCUCCACGAAAGAAAAUAUCAUUGAAAAGUCGCAGCAUCCCAAAGGUAAAGAAGGUCUCGAAGCGAUCCAAGAUUUGGAAGAAUCCUUGAAACGACAAGAAGGAAUUCCACCAGGAGAGGAAGAGGGUCAACCACCGAUGUUUACGUCGCAAUUUGAGAAUCUAACUAAUCUGUCGGAGGGAGAGAUCGCUCACUUUGAAGCAUCUCUCAUCCCUACUGGUGAUCAAACCAUGGUAGUCGAGUGGUUUUACAAUGGCAAAGCUUUAGAAGCCAGUCAUCGUACGAGAACUGUUUACGCUUUCGGUAUGGUUGUUCUUGAAGUUCUCGGCACUAAAAUAGAAGAUUCGGGUACUUAUAUCUGUAGAGCCACCAACAAAUGGGGUAAAGCAGAGAUCAGCGUACAGCUUGAAUGUAUUGACAAGUCUAAAGGACAGAAGCCUAAAUUCACAACGCAUAUACAGUCUUUGGAGGGUCUAAAAGAUGGACAAUCGGCUCACUUCGAAUGUACUCUCAUCCCAGUGGGAGAUCCUCACAUGAAAGUUGAAUGGUUCCACAAUGGAAAACCAUUGCGGCAUUCUUCGCGUUUUAAGAUGGUUUCCGAUUUCGGUUUUGUAGUUAUGGAUAUCGCCGGAGUGAUGUCUCACGACACUGGUGAAUACGUUUGCAAAGCUAGCAACAAGUAUGGUGAGGAUUAUACAAAAGCUACAAUCAAGUGCUUUGGCAAGAGCGGAGUUUACUUGGAUUCUCUGCAGCCAGACUCGCUCGCUAGAAUACGGGAACUCGAAAGUUACACCGGAGAACAAGUGACCACUCCUACGACUCCCGUCGCCGAACCGCCGAAAUUCAUCACGCAAAUCGCUGAUAUUACAAAACUGGUAGAGGGACAGUCUGCACACUUCGAAGCCAGACUGACCCCGAUAAACGAUCCCGAUUUAAAAGUCGAGUGGUAUUAUAAUGGCAAGAAACUUCCUCACGGCCAUCGAUACCGUACCUUCCACGAUUUUGGUAUUGUUAUCCUGGACAUACUUUAUUGUUACGAAGAGAAUUCCGGAGUUUACGAAUGCAGAGCCGUCAACAAGUACGGCGAAGAUUCUACGAAAGCAUCGCUCAAAUGCUUCUCCAAGGCUAAUCUUAUUUUAGAGUCGCAACUUCCAAAAGGCAUGGAAGGCGGUCUAGAGAAAAUUCAAAAUCUUGAAGAUUCAAUGAUACGUACGAGAGACGAAAAGACUGUAGAAGAACGUGGCAAAGCUCCAAUGUUUACUGUACCUUUAAGUAAUAUCGAUGGUCUACGCGAGGGAGAGAGCGCGCAUUUCGAGGCACGAUUAAUACCUACAGACGAUCCAAAAUUAAAGGUCGAAUGGUUCUGGAACGGUAAACCAUUGCGAACGGGAUCUCGUUUCCGCACUUUUUGCGAUUUUGGUUUCGUCAUUUUGGAAAUUUCUCCCAUUUAUCCUGAGGAUUCGGGUGAAUAUAGUUGUAGAGCGACGAAUGAUUACGGUGAGGCGGUGACAACGUGCACUAUGAAGUGUACGGGGAAACGUAGUAUUAUUUUGGAGUCUCAGCUACCCAAAGGAAUGGAAAGUACGAUUGAUAAGAUCGCUGAAUUAGAAGGCCUUGGAACCGUUCCGGGUCAAGCCAGUCCUGAGGAUGACACCGGGAGACCACCCGAAUUUAUUACGACUCCUUCUGAUCUGACUUUGGCUGAAAACUCUCUUGCUCACUUCGAAUGUCGACUGCAGCCAAUUAAUGAUUCUAGCAUGAGAGUUGAAUGGUUUCACAAUGGCAAGCCUCUUCUCGCUGGUAGUAGAAUCAAGACAAUUCACGACUUUGGUUUUGUUAUUCUGGAAGUUGCAAACUGCUAUCAACGCGACUCCGGUCUAUACACCUGCAAAGCCACCAAUCGCCACGGCGAAGCCACGGUAUCGUGCAAACUUCAAGUCCGCGGACGUCAAGGUAUUAUCUUGGAGCCACAGUUACCGACCAAUUUCAAAACCGGUACGGAAAGCAUUCAGAAAUUGGAGGAGUCUUUGUACAAGAGAGAUGAGAUCCUAGCAGAGGAAGAAACACCGAAUCCACCGAGAUUCACCGUCGAACUUAAAGACAUCGAAGUUGAAGAAGCCGGACCGAGCCAUUUCGAUUGCAGAGUCGAACCUGUGGGUGAUUCUACUAUGCGCAUUGACUGGUUCCACAACGGCCGGCCCUUCGCGACCGGCUCUCGAGUUCAUCAAAUUAAUGAUUUCGGAUUUAUAUCACUGGAUAUGUCGUAUACAUACGCGCGAGACAGCGGCGAGUAUGUCUGCAGAGCCACUAAUAAAUGGGGCUCCGCUACUACCAAGGCCACCAUCACUUGCAAAUCCAAGAAAACGAUAGAUUUCGACUCUCAAUUGCCAACGGGAAUGAGCGGAGAGAAGCUGAAGGAAUUGGAACGAGGUCCAGUAUCUCAAGCUCCCGCGGAAGAAGCGCCACGACAACCGCCGCAUUUCAUCACGCAGAUUCAAUCAGCAACCAUCGACGAAGGUGAACCGGUCAGAUUCGAAUGUCGUGUGGAGCCCAAGGACGAUCCUAAUUUACGCAUCGAGUGGUAUAGAAAUAGUAAAUUGAUACCCGCUGGGCACAGAUAUAGAACGGUAUACGAUAUGGGAUUCGUAUCGAUGGAUAUCUUGUACGUCUAUCCCGAGGAUUCCGGUGAAUACGUUUGCAAGGCCAUCAAUGACCUCGGAGAAGACGCUACUCGAGCUGCUAUAUCCUGCAAAAAAUUACCAAGCAUUAUUCUGCAAAAUCAAGUACCCAAGGGUAUGAAGAAAUCCGAGGCCUUGAUGCAAAUGGAAGCGACAAUUAAAAAGUAUACGUCGGAAAUUCACUUAACCGAGGACGAUCUAUAUGACGCGGACAAAAAACAGCCGCCUCGCUUCGUCACGCAGAUUCAAGAUCAGACCGAUCUCGUUGAAAUGAAUAGCACUAAGUUUGAAUGCCAAUUAGCACCCGUGGGUGAUCCAAAUAUGAAGGUUGAAUGGUUCUUCAAUGGAAAACCAUUACCUCAUAAGAAUCGAUUUACGCCUAUCUACGAUUUUGGCUAUGUAGCGAUGAACUUUGGUUGGGUCUAUCCAGAAGACAGUGGCGAGUAUCUAUGCAGAGCUACUAAUCUUUAUGGAAUGGACGAGACCAGAGCUAUAAUCAGAACUGCGGGAAAACCUGGAAUUAUCUACGAGUCUCAGCUUCCGAAAGGCAUGAAAAGUAUCGAGAAGAUCAGAGAAAUGGAAGCAGCAUUUCUAAGCGUACCUGAAGAGGAAGGUGAAGAAGAGAAAGUACGCUCGGCGCCUGUUUUCGUGAGUAAACCAGAAGCGGUAACCGUUGAAGAAGGCGACUGGUCCAGAUUCUGCUGUCGGGUCACUGGAUAUCCAAGGCCUCGAGUUAUGUGGAUCAUCAAUGGCCAUACAGUAGUUAAUGGAUCUCGCUAUAAACUAACAUAUGACGGUAUGUAUCAUCUCGAUAUCCCGAAGACCAGACAAUACGAUCACGGCAAGGUGGAAGUGAUUGCAAGAAGCUCCGUUGGUGAAACACGUACAGAAACGACUUUAACGGUUAAGCAACGAAGUGACGACUAUCGUGGUGUAUUGAAAAAUUCUCCAAGACCCUGGUACGAUUAUGGGCUAACACAGUACCAAACCGAGCGACAGAACACAGAAUUGGAGCGCGUGUUCGAUGAACGUCACCAAAGCGUUUCCCAAGGCAUCGAAAUUGCCACCGAGCAUCUUGGUCAUAAAGUCAUUAAAGAGCCCGAGACUGAAUGGCAGAAAUCUGUCAAGAGCAAAAAGAACGAGGACUAUUAUAGUAAGCUGAUGAGCCUUGAAGAGGAACAAGUGCUUAAAGAAACCAGAUUAAGGGAGACCUCGCAUCAGUUUGCUAUUCCUGGCGAAAAAGUCGUUGCACAUUCUCUAGCAAAGGGAAUGGCUCAGAAAUAUGAAGAGAAUUUAGAGGAACAACCUCAGCAACCCGUGGAAACAUCUCCAAAAUAUGUAAAGAAACCAUUCGUUACCGAAGUAGAUAUAGACACGGAACGCGUUGAAGCUGCUGGAAAAUAUCCUCCGGGUCCGUCCGAAUCCACAAUUCAUGGUCGCGAAGUUCACGUAGCUAAGCAAAAACAGACGCAAAAGGAAGUCAAGGGUGACUUGGAAAUAACAAGAAAGAUCACAGCAACGGAAACUACAGAAGUAGAACACAAGGCGAAGACGCAGGAACGUGUGGUUCAAGGGCAAGUGAAACCUGCCAAACCGCCUGUCUUCACGAAAAAAAUUCAACCGUGCAGAGCAUUUGAGCAAGAACAGGCGAAAUUUGAAGUGGAAUUCGACGGCGAUCCGUUACCGACCAUCAAAUGGUAUCGCGAAGAUUUUCCCAUACAAAACUCGGCCGAUCUCCAAAUUUACACCUUCAGCACCAAAUCGGUAUUAAUUGUCAGACAAGUUUUUAUGGAAGACUCCGGCGUCUUUUCCGUCAUUGCUGAGAAUAGAGGAGGGAAAGCCAAGUGCAGCGCCAAUUUGGUCGUGGAGGAACGUAGAAGGCAACCUGGACGAGGUGGCGCGGUGCCACCCAGUUUCUUAUCCACGAUUCAAUCUACUUCUGUAGCCACUGGACAACUUGCCAGGUUCGAUGCGAAAAUUACUGGCACCAAGCCUCUGGACGUUUACUGGCUCAAGAAUGGCAAGAAGAUAACGGCAGAUAUCCGUUACAAAACUUUAGAAGAGGAUAACACGUAUACACUUCUAAUCUUAGAGACGAUACCGGAGGACACUGGCAAGUAUGAAUGCGUUGCAAUUAACAAUGCCGGAGAAGCGCGUUGCGAAGCAGAAUGUACCGUUCGCGGACCUCAAUCGCCGACAAAAGUUGCAAAACCCACGACGCCGACGGUGGAAAAAGCGCCAACUGUUUUGGAACCAUUAAGAGAUCAAACUAUCAAAGAGGGAACGUCCGUUGCUUUCGCUUGCAGAAUUACAGGAAAGCCUGUUCCGACUGUGCAGUGGAAGAAAGCCGAUAAGGUGAUUAAACCGUCAAAGUACUUCCAAAUGCAGAAGGAAGGCGAUUUAUGUACUCUGAGAAUUUCCGAAGCGUUCCCCGAAGACGAAGGUGUUUACAAAUGCAUCGCUAAAAAUCCCGCUGGUGAUGUAACGACAUUCGCCAAUCUCAGAGUUCUCGCGCCCGAUACAGCUGAUGUUCUGCCAAAAUUGACACCUCUUAAGGACCAAAUAGUCGUUGAGGGACAGCCUGCUCAAUUUAAGACUCAAGUGACUCCGACAAAGCCUAAGCCGACAAUUCAAUGGUAUCGAGAAAGUGCCUUGAUCCCACAAUCACCAGACUUCCAGAUGAUUCACGAAGGCAACAAUGCGGUGCUACUUAUAGCAACCACGUACGAGGAGGAUACUGGCACUUUCACCUGCCGUGCUACAACUUCAGCCGGUACCGUAGAAACGUCCGCCAAACUCAUCGUCAAAAAAAGAAAAGAAGCCUCUUACGUGGUUUCCGCAGAAACGGAUGCCAGUAUAGAAAUAGAUGCAAAACUUCAGCAAGAUUUGAAAGAAGAUAUCAUUUUAAAAUCUUUAGUUCUUGACGAGAAUGGCUUACCGCUUGAAGUACCGCUUCAACCAGGUGAUGAAUCGCUACCCUGGAGAAAAGAGCGCGUUCAGCAUCGACCUCGAAUUAGUGACUCACUUCCAUGGAGGAAAACAAGAUCGAGAGACUCCUCUUUAGACAAGCUUCGACCUUUCGAAAGUCAAAUUAAACCAUGGACUGAGGAAGAAGUGACUUUGAAAAAAACUCCCAAAAUUAUCAAAGAUGUAACUAAAGAAAAACUGGAAGAGGUUGAAUUGAAGCCGACAAAGAUUGAGAAAAAAGAAAUUCAUAGAUCCGAUCUUGAAACGAUUCAACUAAAAUCUGUGCCUAAAGAUGUAACAAAUAUUGUAGCAACCGAAAAAGAAGUUAUACGUAGCGAUGAUACUACGAUUGAACUUUACAAAGAGGAAGCAGAUGCUCUUCUGCUGAAAACAUCGCAUCGUUUAGAUGAAAUUGUGUCGAGAAAAGAGAAAAGCAAAGGAGCAAAAUCAUGGACAGAGGAACAAAUUGCCUUAAAGAAAACGAAACCAAAGACAAAAGAAAUUCUAGAAAUAGAUAUUGUAGAAAAGAUGGAUUAUAUCGAACAGGAAGACAGUUCUUUACUUAAAAUUUCAAAGGAUGAGGAAACGCGUAGAACUAAAAAGGAAAAGUUUAUCGAAGAAAAACCAGAGCAACUCAAACCUUGGACGGAAGAGAAAAUUGCUCUGAAAAAAGCAAAAUUAGAAAAAAAAGAGAUACCUAAGGAAACACUCGAAACCAUUACACUGAAACCUUCACAAACAACAAAAAAAGACAUUGUAAAGCCAAUCUUAGAAAAAGAUCUUAAGCCGAUUUCAAAAAAAGAACCUGAAAUAAUUUCAAUAGAAAAAAUUACGCCCCUCGAUGUUUCUACAGUCAAAGAAGCGAGAAGGGCGAGUAAAGACGUGACAGAUAUAGAUAAGACAGAUAAUCUAAAACCAUGGACAGAAGAGAAAAUUACUUUAAAGAAAUCUAAAGUUCUCCAAAAAGAAAUAGAAAAAGAGGUUAUAGAAACGGUGGAAUUAAAACCAUCUAAACUUACUAAACUGGCAUUUAGAAAACCGAGUUUAGAGAAAGUAGAUUUAAAACCUGUCACAAAAGAAAAGCCAAGUAUUACAGAAACCUUUAAAAGAGCUGACUACAUUGAACAGGAAGAUACUACAUUACUUCAGGUUUCAACUGAGUACGACAUUGCCAAACUAAAACCAACAAAACCGCAUGUAAGCGGAAAAGCAAUACAAGAAGAAAAAGAUGACGUCAAAGCUAUGGGAAUAUAUGCUGAAGAAGAAGAUACAACUUUACUUACAUCGGAACGUACAAUGUCGGAAACUACAAUUAGCACUGACAAAAAAAUAAAGAGACAAGAAGAAACAUUACAAGAAAAGCCACAAUUAAAGCCAUGGACAGAAGAAAAAGUAAUUCUGAAGAAAACAAAACCAGAGCAAAAAGAAAUACGCAAAGAAACUUUUGAGGAAAUAUCAUUAAAACCAGUAUUAAGAAUCGACAAAGAAAUAACAGCGAAAGAAGAAAUAACAGAGAAAGUCGAUUUAAAACGUGUUAAAACAAAAACUAUGGAUUUGACGGAUAUUAAAGAGCAACAAGAAAAAAUACCAUAUCACGAAGAAGAAGAUAAAAUUAUUAUUAAAACGGAUAAAGAUAACGAGUCAAUUAAGAAAGUGAAAGGUAAGAAAAACGUUGCAGAAAGUGUACCAUACACGGAAGAGGAAGAUAUCACGAUGAUUGCCAUCGAAAGAACCGACGAAACAAUCGAGAAAUCUAUGAAGGAAGAAGUACCGGUACCAUGGAUUAGAGGGAAAAAAGCAAAAGAAAGAAAAGAAGCUGAAGAAAUAAAACCAAUUCAAAUAACUAAACCUGAAACUGGUUUGGAAGAAGAUAAAUCUAUAGAGAUUUCAGAAGCUCCAUGGCGUCGUAAAUCAAAGCCUUCGGCGAUUCAAAAGAAAAUUUCGGAAGAAUCAAUAAAAGAUGAUACUAAAGAAGUAUCUGAAAUAAUUUGGCGAAAACCUAAAAAAGAUAAAACGAUAAAAGCCGUUAAAGAAGAACCACAGGUUGAAGACUUUACAUCCGUUGUAUUAAAACCGGCAAAACGAUAUGAAAAACCUGAAGAACAGAAAUCAACAGAAGAAAUUGUACUAAAACCAGUAAAACGAAUAUCCAAAGAGGAAGAAGUACCAGAAACAAUCACUCUUAAACCGGUUAUAAAGGAAAAAGCAGAAACAAAAGCUUUACCUGAAAAAGUCGAAGAAAUCAUUAACGGAGAUGUACCUACUGAAAAGGUAGAUUUACCGUGGAGACGUGGAAAGAAACCAACGCAAACUGAGAAGAAAUCCGAAGAUAUUCGAUUGAAACCAGUGAAAAGGAUAGAGAAACCCGAAGAAACAAAACCUGAGAAAAUAGUUUUGAAACCUGUUACAAAGCUUCCUAAAGAGGAAAAAACAAAGGAAUCAAUUGUUUUAAAGCCAAUAGAAAAAGAAAAAGUCGAAGAAAAACCGGAAGAAGUUCGAUUGAAACCAAUAAAGACGAUAAAGAAACCCGAAGAACCGAAACCUGAGGAAGUCGUAUUAAAACCUGUUAAAAAGCUUCCUAAAGAGGAAGAAAUAAAGGAAUCAAUUGUUUUAAAACCAAUAGAAAAAGAAAAAGUCGAAGAAAAACCCGAAGAAGUUCGAUUGAAACCAAUAAAGAGGAUAAAGAAACCCGAAGAACCGAAACCAGAGGAAGUCGUAUUAAAACCUGUUAAAAAGCUUCCUAAAGAGGAAGAAACAAAGGAAUCAAUUGUUUUAAAACCAGUGGACAAAGAAAAGGUCGAAGAAAAACCCGAAGAAGUUCGAUUGAAACCACUAAAAAAGAUAGAGAAACCCGAAGAACCAAAACCUGAGGAAGUCGUAUUAAAACCUGUUAAAAAGCUUCCUAAAGAGGAAGAAAUAAAGGAAUCAAUUGUUUUAAAACCAGUGGAAAAAGAAAAAGUCGAAGAAAAACCCGAAGAAGUUCGAUUGAAACCAGUGAAAAGAAUAGAGAAACCUGAAGAACCAAAACCUGAGGAAGUCGUAUUAAAACCUGUUAAGAAGCUUCUUAAAGAGGAAGAAACAAAGGAAUCAGUUGUUUUAAAACCAGUGAAAAAGGAGAAAAUAGAGGAAGAACCUGAAGAGGUUCGAUUGAAACCAGUGAAAAGGAUAGAGAAACCCGAAGAACCAAAACCUGAGGAAGUCGUAUUAAAACCUGUUAAGAAGCUUCUUAAAGAGGAAGAAACAAAGGAAUCAGUUGUUUUAAAACCAGUGAAAAAGGAGAAAAUAGAGGAAGAACCUGAAGAGGUUCGAUUGAAACCAGUGAAAAGGAUAGAGAAACCCGAAGAACCAAAACCUGAGGAAGUCGUAUUAAAACCUGUUAAGAAGCUUCUUAAAGAGGAAGAAACAAAGGAAUCAGUUGUUUUAAAACCAGUGAAAAAGGAGAAAAUAGAGGAAGAACCUGAAGAGGUUCGAUUGAAACCAGUGAAAAGGAUAGAGAAACCCGAAGAACCAAAACCUGAGGAAGUCGUAUUAAAACCUGUUAAGAAGCUUCCUAAAGAGGAAGAAACAAAGGAACAAGUUCUUCUAAAACCAGUUGAAAAAGGGGAAUUCGAAGAGAUAAAGUUAAAAUCCGCACCUGAAAUAGUAUCAGAGAAGAUGAUUGAUCAAUUUCUUGAAGACAAACCAGAAGAGGUAACUGCGGCUCCUUGGCGGCGUAGUAAACGAACGAAAAAAGUCGUUGAUUUCAAAGAAGAAGUUACAAUAGUGCCAAUCGAUCAAGAAGAAUCGGUUACAGAAAUUUCUGAAGAAAGAGAAACAACAAUAAUUACAAAAGAUACUAAAAAACAAAUUAAAAAGAAAGUGGAAUCUGUGCCAUCUCGUGAAGAAGAUAGAAUAAUUGAAGAUGUAAUUGCAACAAGCGAAAUUUCAUGGAGAAAAAAGAAACAAGAACAAAAAGUGAAAGACUCAAAACCAGAAAUUAAACAAUUGGAAGAACAUAUAUUAGUUCCAGUUAAAGACGAGAAAUUACCUGAGGAAAUUGAAGAGAAUACGAUUCAAUUAAAGCCGGUUCCCAAGAGGAACGUAGAAAAAGAAGCAGUAGAGGAAAUUAAAUUAAAACAAGUGAGUAAAGAAGAGGUGACAGAAGACAAGCCUAAGGAAGAGAAAAUUAUUGAAUUAAAGCCUAUAACAUUUGAGGAACAAGUAGCAAAAUUGUCAAAGGAAAAGGAUGAAGCCAUUAUUAAAAUUAUUAAAACAAAAUCUAAGAAAAAGGAAAAAGUGCCCGAAGAAAUUGUUCCUAUUAUUGAUGAAAAGAAAGAAAAAAUUAGUACUACAACUGAAGAAAUCAAAGAAAUUGUUGAAGAUGUCAAGUUACAAAUUAAGACAGAUAUCACAAAAAUAGAAGACCGUAAGAGAAAACGUAGACCACGUACUCAAGUCGACAUAUCUAUUAUGGAUAAGGACAAAACUAUUGCUCCACGAUUUAUUCAAAAGUUACAGCCUGUUAUCGCUGAGCUAGAGAAACCUGCCAAAUUUACAUGUACCGUCAUAGGAAACCCCUUCCCCGAAAUUUCAUGGUAUAAAAAUCAGCAAGAACUUCAUGCAAGUGAAAAGUAUACAAUGACUAUAUUCGAAACAACAGCAACUUUAGAAAUUAUAAAAGUUAAAGAAGAAGAUGCUGGAAUGUACUCUUGCAGAGCAUCUAAUCCGGCUGGAGUUGCAACAUCCACUGUCAAUCUUGUGAUAUUUGAAAAAGAAGAGGAAGGCGUAGCGCCGCAUUUCUCGACACCGAUCAAACCGCUAAUGAUCGAAGAGCAUACACCUGCUUUAUUAGAAUGUGUUGUCACCGGCAUACCAGUACCGGAAGUGAAAUGGUAUCGCGGUGAGAAAGAAAUAAAACCAAACGAAAAAACCGAGAUUACUUUCAACCCAACAACUGGGGAAGCUAAGCUAAAAAUUUUAGAACCAACACCUCAAGAUGAAACAAUAUAUCGCGUUCGUGCUGUGAAUAAAUACGGUCGCGCUGAAUGCAGAGCUAAUUUGGUGAUCAGUAAUAUUGUUAAAGUAAGCAAACCGGUUGUUCUCAGAGCACCACGAAUUACACGACCUUUACCAGCUCUUGUAGCAGAGCGUGGCAAGCCUUUGAAGCUUUUAGCUGAUUUUGAGGGUACACCGAAACCGGAAGUCAAAUGGUUCCGCAAUGGUAUUGAAAUUACGCCAACUGACAGGUGCAAGAUAAAUAUUUACGAAAGUACAGCCGAAUUAAUUGUAUCUGACGUGACGAAAAAAGAUAGCGGCAAAUAUGAGAUUAGAGUCCAGAAUGAAGCCGGCGAAUCGAGAAGUUCGAGUUCUAUCAAUAUCAAGGACCGCGAAGACACUACAAGCGAGGUGAAAGCACCGAUGUUUGUAAAGCCGAUCCAACCUCAACUCGUUGCAGAAGGAGAAGUUGUUAUUAUGGAAACACGAGUGGAAUCAUAUCCGACAGCCUCCUUCCAAUGGUUCCACGAAAGCAAACCUCUUGAGUCGACGCCGCAGGUGAGAAUCGUCACUCAAGAGAAUCGAUCGAUCUUAAUGGUGAAACAAGUCACACCGGAACUUGCCGGUAGCUAUACCUGUCGUGCUGAGAAUGUUGGUGGCUCAGUCACUUGUACAGCCAGCGUUAACAUGACAGAAACAAUAUGGGAAGAAGCAAUUGAAUUAAUUUCGCCGACAUUUGUUAAGAGACUCUCACCUGUAAGAGUUAUGGAUGGCGAAAGUGUUAAUUUAACUUGCGUCGUUGAAGGGAGACCGAUACCCAGAGUAGAAUGGUAUCAUAAUGACAAACCAAUUAAAGAAGGCAAAGAAAUUACGAUUGUCCAGGAUAUGGAGGGUGUCUGCAGCCUAGCCAUUACCGAAGUAUUCCCAGAGGAUGCUGGAGAAUAUACGUGUCGUGCUAUAAAUCCUGUUGGCGAGGCUGUCUGCAUAUCAUCGCUUAUCGUUGAAGCUUAUGAGUACGUUCCUGACUCGGAAAUUGCAUCUUCGAUAAUGGCAACAUCCCUUACUACAGGAUCAGAAGAAGAUCUUUUAUCCCCGAAAGAAACUCCAAUCUUUGACAGUGACAUAGAAGAAUCCGCACCGGAGAUAAUUAAGCAGCUUCCUCAGUUAGUUCCUACCAAAGACGGGGAAUUAACUAGACUGGAAGUGAAAGUGAAAGGUAAACCAAAACCGGAAGGCAAAUGGUAUAAGCAAGGCGUGGAAAUUGUCUCAUCACAAGAAUUCCAAAUUGAAGAAUUUGAAGAUGGUACGUCGGUGCUAACGAUCGCUGAAACUUUCCCCGAUGAUACCGGUGAAAUUGUAUUCGAAGCUCACAAUCCGCUUGGUGUGUCGACCACGACGACAUAUUUAUCAGUAGAAGGUAUACUGGGCACAAAGGAGUAUCGGAAACCAGAAUGGGUCACACAGAUGGAAAAAAUGCAAGAGGCUUUAAAAGCCACGCAAGCUGUUCCACGAUUUAUACAAGAAAUAACGGAUGUCUACACAAAAGAAGGAAAUGUUGCUUUAUUUGAAUGUGUCUAUUCUGGUAAUCCCAAACCAGAUGUUGUUUGGUAUAAGAACGAUAAACUUAUAAUGAAUACGGAAAAUGUAAAAAUACGUAUAUUCGAUGAAGAAAAUAAGACGACUCUAACGAUUAAACGAGCUACCAAAGACGACGAUGCUACAUAUGUUUGUAAAGCUACCAGUGAAAUUGGUAUGAUAACAACUAAAGCCAAACUGCAUGUCGAUACUAUAAGUGAUUCGGGAUCAAUGCCGGACGAUCUAAUCAAAGAGGAAGAAAAAUUGGAUACAAAACCGAAAAAACAAGAAGAGAAACCGCACAAAAAGAAAAAGACCGAGCUAAAGAAAGCAAAGGAAAUUAAAGAAAAAGUAAAGGCUGAACGUGUCAAGAUUGAGAAGGAAGAAAUCCAUGAAGAGAAACUUAUAUCCAAAGAACAAACGGAAGAGAAGAGAAUUGUCGAUGUCGAAGAAACUCAAAUAUUGGAAACCACAGAAAUUAUAAAAGAGAAACCCGAGGAGAUUUCUAGAGCACGAAGAAUAGUACCGAUCCAAGAACCGAUUGUGACUGAAGCAACAGCUUCUUUGAAAAAAAUUGAUGAUCAAAAACCGCGAGAGGAUAUACCUAAAAUCGAGGGACGUGCCAAAAGAAUUGUUGAAGAACGAGAAAGUGUCGUUAUAUCAGAAAUCACGAGCGAGGAUACUGCUCCCGAUUUCACCGUCGAAACAAAGCUUGAUCGUGCUCAAAUUACUUCGGAAACUUUGCAGAAAGUGUCGAUCUCCGAAACACACGUAGAAACAAGUGUUCAAGAAACGAAACGUAUAGAAACAAAACAGAAAAAAACAAAGAAAAUGAAAGCGGAAAAGAUUAAAGAAGAUAUUACCGUACAAGAGAUUGUGGAACGACAGAAGGAAAGCAUAGCUCGCGAAGUUGACGAAAUAAUGGAAGUACUUGACGCAAAAGAGUUUGGCCCUGGAGAGUCUCCCCUUCGAGAACUUGCGACGAUUGGUUACCUGGUUCGACAAGGUGUUUCUGUGAAUGAGAUCAACGAGUGCCUUUACAGAACUGAAAUCUUUCCCGCUUUAAAAACACCCGACGCUCAAAAUGCUUUGGUUCAGCUGGUGGAAAGAAAAGGUCACGGCCCAUUGAUCACUCAAGUGCUCACCGAAGAAACGACGACCGACGAGAGCUUCGUUGCAGCAACAGUUGGUUUCCGUGCUUUCAUGAGGAUGGUCGAGCUUCAGCAUGCUACUGUGGAAGAGGUCAUCACACACUUUGCUCCGGAAGAUUUCAGGCCACGUGCUUGGGAAGUUACGGAAGUUACUGAGGUUGAGACUGGACAACAUGCUACAGAAAGAGUGGAUAUCGUUCGUAAAAUGGAGGUUCAUUUUAUGGAGAGGAGAGACGAAAGGAAAGCCACUCACGCGCAGGAUAUUCGAGAAAUUAAAGAAUACGAGGACACACGGCAGGCACACACAACACUGCGCAAACGCAAAGAUAGGAAACCAAGAGAUCAGAUCGAAGAAACAACACAAGAUAGGGAAGAGGGGGUUCAAAUUGUAAAAUUUGAGGGGAUCGAGGAGAUUGAAAAGGAAAGAAAAAAGGAAACGGAAGAAAUCGAGGAAGAGAUUAUUGAACUUGAACGGGAUACAAAGGGCAGAUUGAUUCGUAAGCAAAAGCAAGACAUAGAAAAGCAGAUAGACGUAGAAGAGGAGGAAGAAAUGAUUAAAAAAGUUAGAAAAACAUUAAUGCCAAAGAGAUCAGACAUUGAUAAAGACGAGAUACAACUGGAAGAGGUAGAAGAAUUUGAAGUAAUAAAGAAUAAAUCAGUGCCAUCUAUUGCUUUGAAUGUGUCUAGUCAACGUAAUCAAAUAAUACCUUUAGAUCGUACAAUCGAGCAAGCACCUGGUAAACCCGAGUCGGAAAAAGCAAAAUAUACUUUAGACACUGUUAUUGCGUUAACAGAACAGACAACGUCGGUACACGAAAGAGAGAUUGAUGAAGUAAUGAGCAUCAAGCCCGCCGAACGUAAAGCGUCGAUAUUAAUCUCGUCGAUUGAACCAUAUUCUAUCACAGAAACUACUGCACAGAUAUCUACCAAGGAAUUUUCGGGCACUUUUAAAGCCGUUUCUUACGAAGCUACGCCUUCUAUAAUAACGAAAGAAAGUCUUCUCGUCAGUGAAACAUUAACCCACGACGACGAUGUAUCGAAUUUAACUUUGGCCCAAUCGGAAACGAGUAGAAAGGCAGAUGUACAAUUUACCGUGCAGGAAGCUACAACUAUCAGCGAGACCAUAAUCAACCAAAGUGAAAUACCAACUGAAGAUUUCGUGACGCCCUUAGGUGUUAAGGCAGAGGAUACCAUUUUACCACAGAUAGAACUCUCGGUUUAUGAAAUACAGGAAGGUUUGAUUGAAGAGAAGUUGGAACCUGAGAAAAUGAUGCUUACAAAACCACGAAUUAAUAUUAACGCGAUGGAACCGAUACUAGUAGAAGAAAUUCGUCCCGAAGAUAAACCAGGAAAAUAUUAUCCGGAGUUGAUAGUGCCCACUGAAAUCGCUACCGAAACGGUGAUCUCGCAGAAGCAACGCGUCACUGAAGAGAUGAACGCGCCCGAAAAGGAAGGAACGUACAUUCCAGGUAGAUUACCGCCGAGCCAAACUGUUCAGAUCGGAAUCUCAUACGGGAACGAAACUGCUGUUAUUCAUCACGAUCUCGUACAGGAGCGUGAAGGCGAAUACGUUCCCGAUCGUAAGGUAGAUUCUUUCGAAGCUAUGCCAAACGUCAUUCUUUUGGAAGGUGUUACGAUUUCAACAAUCAAUGCGCAACAAAAAGAAGACGAUUUAAUGAUCGAAGAGAGUAAACAGGUCACGGCGGAUUUCAACAUCGUUGAAAUUAUAUCGGCUGUGACAGCGGAGACAUUGACUUCUGAAAAGGAACGAGACUAUCAUUCCGAGGACAAGCCCGCUACUAAAUUGGCUAUUACAUCGAUAUCGCCAUUGGAAAUUGGUUCUAUAACAGACACAAUUGUUCAAGAAUCUGCAGGAUUCUACAGUGCCGAUCAAAAACCAUUCGAAGCAUUGGCGGAAACGUCGGUUAGACCGGAGGAACACAUUUUGAUAUCUCAAGUUCAAACUGCAGAUUAUCCCGCAGAUCUAAAAGAUACGCUCAAAUAUAUCUCGGAGAGCGGUGUUAUAUCUAUUCAAUUGACGGAAGCGAAAACUGUAUUCGAAACGCUCGCUCACGAUCGAGAGGCUACUAUGGACGAGGAUGCUCAACCGGAAACUCAUACGGUCAACACGGUAUACGAUGCGAUCAGGGGUAUCGAGAUAUCGCAAACUACUUCUAUAGAGAAAGAGACCGAAUUGAAAAUCUUUGAGAUGCCUGAAUCGCAUCGCGGCAAAACAGUACCUACUCAUCCAAUGAUCUCACUCGAAGUUCAGGAAACUCAACCAGAGAGUAAUUUAGGUGAAGUAACGAAAGAAGCGUUAUCGAUCGCCACGGCUAAAAUCGAAGCGGUCAGUCUGCAGGAAACAAUUGUUGACGAAACCGUUACGGCAGAAGAUGUAGCUCCGGCGGAAGAAGAUAAGAAUCCCGAUACUAGAACCGCCGUAGUUUCAAUGGAUCAGAUCGAAGGCUUACAUACUACCAUGAUCGUUGCGAGCGAGAAGGAAACCGAAUAUGUUGAAACAGCCAGUGUUAAAGGUGCGUUUGCGAGUACUGAAUAUACAACGCAAGUGGCUCCAAUAUGUGAACAAGUGAGAACAGAGUCGCCGACCGAAGAAUAUCUAGCGGAAGACAAACCUGUGUGCGGAAAAGCAUACACAUCUCACAUUCCUAUAGAAACUGUCAGCGUUACUGUACAAGAAACUGCGGAGAAGGAAGAAAUUUAUAAAGCAGACACAAAGCCCGAAGGAAAGAUAGCGAAUAUCGAACUCACGGAGACAAGACCUGGCGCUAGUGUUCUCGAAAUAAUUCCGCAUGAUCUCGAGAAUAUCUAUACGCCAGAUGUUGGACCGGAGACUCAUACAAUCGAAUCGUCCAUAAUUGGUCAUGCUGUUGCAUCAAAAGCAGAAAUCUUAGUAGAACAGAGUGCCGGAAAAAUAAAGAGCGAUCUACCGAAAUCGAGCAAAGCGACAUUACAGCAAGAGACUCUGGAAGAAUUAAUAGUGACCGAGACAAAUGUUGGUGAAGCGGAACGAAUCAGGGAGGAAGAUAUGCGCCCUAUUAAACAGAACGCCGCGGUCGAAGUAUGCAGCCAAUCCGAAAAAUUGACCGUUACUGAGGUAACAACCAUAUUAAAAGAGGAAGAAUUGUCAGUGGAGAAGUUACCAGAUAAACGGAAGGUUGUAUUAGACAUAACCGGGGGUCAUGAGAUAGCCCAGACGCAGGAGAUGAUACUUGCGAGUAAUAUAAGCGCUUUGAAGGAGGAAAAACCGAACCAAGAGAGCGCCAAUCAGUUGCAGAGUGGACUGGAUGUUGUACAACAGAUGGAAGUAUCGGUAUCCGAAAAAGAAUCUCCUUUAACAGCGGACAUGAAACCCGAUGCCAAAAAGAUCGGCAUUACUUUCCAAGAAAGAGAAAGUCUGACGAUUGCAAUUACGCAUCCUGAAGACAAAGAAGAUGUGCUUGGUGAAAAACCGGCUCCAAAGACCGCUGAAGCUACACUCGAUGUGGUAACGCAAAAAAUAGCCUCAAAAUACGAGAUUAUUAGCGACGUUGCUCCAACCGAGCUGUCUACCGUGUCUGCCCAGGAAGUGCAUCCUAAAACGACAUUAUUAUCAUUCGAGACAGCUAUCGCUGAAGAAAUACAAACGAGAGAAACCGAAAAACCUCUUCCUUAUGUGCCAGCACCAGAGAAAAUAGCUAAUCUUGAAUUUAUAAUGGGCGAAAGUGUCGUUGUUUCAUCUAUUACAGCGGAAGACAAGGAGAGCGUGCUCACAGAAAUAGAAAAACCGGAAUCUAAAUCUGCUAUAUUCGAUAUUCCCGCUCAUACAGUGGCGCAAGCUGCCGAGGUAACCGCGACUGAUAACAUCAGCGAAUUGAAACACGAAGAGACAAUCUCCGCAAUGGCUACGACCGAGCACAUCACUCAUCGUAGCAUUGUUGCGUCCGAAACAUCAGUCGGAGAUUCGGAACAGCCGAUGCUUGAUUUUGUGAAGCCAGAUAAAAAGAAAGUCGACGUGUCGUUCGGGGAAGAAACGAGCGUAAUGGUGAUUGAAACAAUUGCAUCUGACAAAGAGCAAGAAUACUUGAAGAAACUAGAUAUUCCUGGCGAAAAAGCCACUACAAGCUUCGAUGCUCAUAAAAUCGCCGAACUCACAGAAGUUACAUCAGCCACUUAUCUAGGGAAUCUCGAUGUGAAAGUACCAGCGAGCGCAGCAGCAAAAGUAGAACGUUUGCCGUUCGAGAGUAUCGUUCAAAGCGAAACUGUUGCAACGGAAACCGAGAUAGAGUUCAAGGAUAAACCUUUCAAAAUGGGUACGGCCCAAAUAUCUGUCAAUGAAAUUAUCAGCGCCACUAUGUCUACCGAAACUCUAGCCGAAAAGGAAGAUAUUUUUCGAAUUCCCGAAAGGCCUGCAGAAAAAAGAGCGGACGUUCAAUUUACUGGACGCAUAAUCGCCGAGAAAAGCGAAGUUACUCCAGAUUCUAGCAUGGGAGAAUUGACAGACACGAAACCAACUUCUGUUUUAGCCGCAUUCUCGAGUAUCCCGUUAGAGGCAGUGGUACAAACAGAAACGCAACUAACAGAAGCGGAGGCUGUACUCGGUAAAGAUAAAGUACCAUCAAUGGCUCAAGCUGACUUUUCCAUGGUAUUAGAACAAAGUGUACAAGUAUCUUCAGUAAUCUUGGAAGACAAAGAAAUGGAAUAUAAACCAAAGGAAACACCGAAACCAAAAACAGCAGAGAAAACACUAAUCGAAACUUAUGGCGUCGCCGAAACGACGAUGCAAGUCCCUGAUUUUAGUACUGGCGAGUUUGCUAUCAGUGAAAUACCGUUAGCUGCUGUUGCAAUUCCAGAUCACAUAGUUUUUAAUCCACUAGUGGAAUCGCAGCCUGUUGUUCAAGAGGGAGAGGAGCAAUUUGUGCCGGCGUUAAUACCAAAAAAUAAAACUGUGAAUAUUGACAUGGAAGAAGGUAAGGCGAUCGUGUGUAUAGCGCAUGUAACAACUGCGGACAAAGAAUCGCCAUAUGUCGUCGAGGAGCAACCGCGUAAACACGCGGCUUCGUUCGGAAUUGAUGCCACCCACGGUAUAGCUGAAACAAUCGCGAUAGAUAUCGAACAUUCUGUAGGAGAAGUUACGAUAAAAAAACCAGAUGUUAAGAUGAUCUCGUCUACACGAGAAGUAUGCCAAAGUCUCUUAGUGACCGAAGGUAUGAUUCAAGAUCAAGAAAUAUCUUUCGAAGGAAAAUUCGUACCGGAAUCACACAAAGUAGAAUGGUCUGUGGAGGAAGGCAAGCGCGUUACUUCCGUCACAGAAAUUAAAAUGGCUGACAAAGAAACUCCCCUUGAAACGAUAAAAGAAGAUAGAUCUCGUUCGGCGCUGUCGAUUAUUAUUCCUGGCCAUGAGGUCGCCGAGAGGUCUGAAAUAAUUCUUAAUUUGAGUACAGGCGAAAUGAGCGAGAUUGCAGCACCAACAAGAGCAACCGCACAAAUCGGACAGAAACCUUUCGAGACGGUGCAGUUGAUCGAACAAGUCCCUAUGGAAAGAGAAGUGGACAAGAUUCAGGAAAUACCAUUGACAAAAACGAGCGCGCAUGUCAUUUUAGAUGAAAAUAGAUUUGUCGCUGUUACGGAAUCUGCUAUUACCCAAGAUGUCGAAGCAGAAUUUACCACGAAAAAAUUACAUCAAGAGGCAGCAAAUCUUUUGAUGGAAGGCAAAGAAGUAGCCGAACGAAUAGAAAUUAGUUUACGCGAAGGACUCGGAGAACUGCCCGCAGCAUUAAAACCGAUUACAUAUGAGGCACAUCAAACGCAAUCUACCUUAGAAAGUAUUGAUAUUAGCGAAACGGUUUCUCAGGAACAGGGUACAAUAUUUAUCGACAAAUUCAAACCUGACAAACGUAGUGCCGACAUUAGCUUUGUAGAAGGAAAAAGUAUUACCGUGGCUCAUGUCGUAACGCAAGACAAAGAAGGCACAAUGAAAAUUCCGAAAUAUGAAGAGAGUACAGCUAAGGUAAAAUUAACAAAGCUUGGUAUGGAUAUUGCUCAAAAAACUCAAGUCUUUAUCGAGCAAAAUACAGGUUUGGUUAAACCUUUCGAGAAGAUUUUAGUGGAAGCUCACCCACAGCAAGAUACAUUGCAGCCUAUCGUCAUUGAAGAAGUUCCAAGUGCCGAAAGUGAAGGUAUCUUUGAUAAAUAUCCGAAGACAAUAUCAAGCACAGCUGUGCCAACAUUUGAAGAGGAUCAUGGCGUAUUUAUUACGGAAGUAACAUCCGGCGAAGUUGAAGCAUCAUUGGAGAAGAAGAGACACGAAAUGUCGCAAACAGCUGUCCGCACUAUCGUCACUGAAUGCGAUACCAUAGAAACUGUGACGGUGGAAUCACGAGUUGAUGUACCUGAACAAAUUUCUGAUCGUAUUUUAGCACCUCAAGUGGCUGCGCCGACCCAAGACACAUUUGAAAGCAUCAUUGUCAACGAAAAUCUUGUCGAAGAAAGUGAGAAGACCUUCGAAAACCUUUUCAAACCUGCGACGCAAAAAGCGAGCAUUGAUAUAUCGGAGGUAAAAUCAUUGCAAGUUUCAGAAACAAUUACUGAGGAUAAGGAAGAAACGUUAGAUGUCAUUUCAAAACGAAAUGAAGUCAAAGCUACACCUGACAUCGAUCUAUUCCAAACUAUCGAAGGUUCUUUCGUGCAGAGUAUACAAAGUACUCGAGAGCUUUGCGAAAAGAAACCACUUUCUUCUCAAGCAACCAUGAUUCAAACUACGAUGGAAACAGUAGUGAGGUCUGAAACAAUGCCAGUCGAAAAAGAAGACAUAUUUAAGAGCAAGCUUAAACCCGAGGAACAGAAGGGAAAGCCGCAAUUCGAAAGCCUUACUACAGUUGUAAUUACUGAAAUAGCUUCUAAUGAAAUCGAAGAUGUUUUACCUGAAACUGUCGCACCAAAACAACGACAGGCGCAACCAAACUUAACUGGUAGAGAAGCUGCGGAAACUUUUCAAAUAAUUACAGCAAGCACGACCGAAGAUCUUGCAAAAGCUGCUAAAUUAAAUGAAGAAAAAGGUAAACCAGAACUUGAAGAAUUAUUAUCCGUGACUGUCUCUGAAAUCAUUUCCAAUGAAGUUGAAGACGUUCUAAUUAGCAAGGCUACUCCAAAAGAUUGUAAGGCUGAUUUUAGUGUUUCUGGUAGAGAAAUCGCCGAAACAAGUCAGAUAACAGCGUUGUCUGAGACUGACGACCUCGCUAUAGAAACACCAGAAAAGCAGAAAGGCAAACGACAAGUGGAUAAAUUAACUUCGCUGACUAUUUCACAAGUAAUUUCUAACGAAAUGGAAGAAACGUUAGUUAGCGCUGAGCUUCCUGUGGAGAAAACAGCUCGACCAAAUUUGAUUGGUAGAGAUAUCGCAGAAACUACAUUGGUCAUGACAAUGGCCAGCACCGAAGAAUUUGUCUCUAAAAAAGAAAUUGAAAAACAGCGAGGUAAGCCUAGUAUUGAAGAACUUACGUCCUUAACAGUUUCACAAAUAGAAUCACAGGAAACUGAAAAUAUCCUUGCUAGUCCCGUAAUACCAACCGAGAGAACGGCGCAAACAAGUCUGUGUGGUCGAGAUGUAGCCGAGACCACGGAAGUAACAACUGUGUCAAAUGUAGAUGAAUUUGUUGAAAUUCGGAAGCCCGAAAUACAAAAGGGAAAACCGAAUCUCGAGGAAUUAUUAUCCUUGAAUAUAAUGCAAACUGUUCCUAAUGAAGUGGAAGCUUUGUUGCCUAGUCCGGAAGUGCCCACAGAAAAGAUUGCGCAAGCCAAUUUAUUUGGUAGAGAUGCAGCCGAAACAAGUCAAAUUUUAACGAUGAUGAGCGCAGAAGAACUUUUAAAACAAGUAACACCCGAUGAGCGUAAAGGAGAGUUUAAAGUAGAAGAAUUAUCUUCAUUGACUGUAUCUCAGAUAUUAUCUCAUGAAACUGAAAGAAUUUUUCAGAGUUCUGACGCACCUACUGUAUUCACGGCACUGCCUAUGAUGUCCGGCAGAGAAAUUGCUGAAACUUCUCAAGUGCUCACUGUUACGAAUGUUGAAGAAUUUUCGAGACCCAAAAGUCCAGAAGAACAAAAAGGUAAACCACACUUGGACGAAUUAUCAUCACUAAUGGUUUCUCAAGUAAUAUCUACCGAAACAGAGGCGCAAUUGCCGAGCCCGGAAAAGUUAGAUGAGAAAAAAGCCGCACCGUGUCUCUCAGGAAGGGAGAUAGCUCAGAAAAUCGAAAUUGUAACUGCCGCGAGCGUUGAACAAAUACCCGAAGUAAAGAAAAAAGAUAGCCAAAAAGGAAAACCAAAUGUCGAAGAGAUGAGUUUUAUUACUGUGUCCGAAGUAAUUUCUACGGAAACAGAACAAGAAUUGCCAAACCAAGAGACUCCAAAAGAACGUACAGCUCUGCCAAAAGUAUCUAGUAUAGAAGUCGCAGAAACUUCAGAAAUUUUAACAGUGAGCAAUGUCGAAGAACUUGCAAAAUCAGAAAUUCCUGAGGAACAUAGAGGUAAACCAAAUUUAGAAGAAUUGAUGCCAUUAUCAAUCUCUGAAGUGGCUUACAGUGAAACAGAGAAAGGACUAUUAACUCCGGAAGAACCUAUCAAACAAAUAGCUGAGCAGAGCAUGCUAAGUAUGCGCGUUGCCGAAAAAUCUCAAGUAGUUGCAUCGUCAACAACGGAAGAGAUAAUGAAGUCUGCUAAACCAGAAACAAAGAAAAUAACACCGGAACAUAUACCGUUUGAAAGCAUACAACAGAUGGAAUCGAUUCUUCAUGAAAGUGAACGAUCGCUUAUUCUUGACAAAGAAGCACCAACUACAACUGCUGAAAUUUCAUUUCGUGUUUCCGAAGGUGUUGAAGUUAUCCAAGUAACUGCAACAGAAAAGGAAACAAAAGAGAUAAAAAAUCUGGAAUUAACUAAACAGAUAGCUGAACCGAGCAUGCUGGGAAUGCGCGUUGCCGAAAAGUCCCAAGUAGUUACAUCGUCAAUAACGGAGGAAAUAAUAGAAUCUGCUAAACCUGAGAUGAAGAAAAUAACGCCGGAACAAAUACCGUUUGAGAGUAUACAACAAAUAGAGUCGAUUCCUCAUGAAAGUGAACGAUUGCUUGUUCUCGAUAAAGAUGCUCCAAGUACAACGGCUGAAGUUUCAUUCCGCGUUUCUGAAAGUGUCGAAGUUAUUCAAGUAACCGCGACGGAAAAGGAAGCAAAGGAUGUCGUAAAAGGUAUAGCAGAAUUAACUGAACAGGUAGCCGAACCGAGCAUGCUGAGUAUGCGCGUUGCCGAAAAAUCUCAAGUGAUUACAUCAUCAACAACGGAAGAGAUAAUGAAGUCUGCUAAACCUGAGAUGAAAAAAAUAACACCAGAACAAAUACCGUUUGAAAGUAUACAACAAAUGGAGCCGAUUCCUCAUGAAAGCGAACGCUCGUUUGUCUUCGACAAAGAAGCAUCAAGUACAAUGGCUGGAGUUUCAUUUUGCGUUUCCGAAGCUGUUGAAGUUACUCAAAUAACCGCAACAGAAAAGGAAACAAAGGAAGUUAUGAGGGAUUUGGAGGAACCAGCUAAACAGAUAGCCGAGCAAAGCAUGCUAAGUAUGCGCGUUGCUGAGAAGUCUCAAGUAAUUGCAUCAUCAACAACAGAAGAUAUAAAACAGUUCAUUAAGCCGGAAGUAAAGAAAAUAAUACCAGGACAAAUACCGUUUGAGAGUAUACAACAGAUGGAAUCAGUUCCUCACGAAAGUGAACAAUCGCUCAUCCUCGACAAAGAGGCAUCAAGCGCAACGGCCAAAAUUUCAUUCCGCGUUUCUGAAGGUGUCGAAGUUAUUCAAGUAACCGCUACAGAGAAAGAAUCAAAAGAAAUCGUAAAAGGUAUGGCCAAAGAAGCAAGCGCACAAGCUGAUAUAAUUGAGCGAAAGGUUGCUCUAAAAACCGAAAUUCUUCCGGAAAACGUAGUAUCUGAAUUUAUUAUCACGAAACCAGAAAGUAAACUAGCUCACGGAAUAAAAGACGAGAAACAAAGUGUGAUUGUUACCGAAUUACAACACGCUGCUGAAAUUGAAUCAAAUCUGCCCGAGCCCGUAAUACCACUAGCAAAGUUAGCGAGCACAUCUAUCGAAGCUGACUACUUGGAAAAAAUUGAGGAAAUCACUGCAGCAACAGCCCAACAACAUCACAUCACAAUUACACAACACAUUACAAAACACGAAAAAACACAACAACCAUUGACCGACUCCGACACUGAAAUAACUGAGGAAUACACUACUAAAUUUAGACGUGGUAGUAAAGACAAUGAAACCGCAGCAGUAAAAACAAAGAAAACGACAAUUAGGAAAAAGAAACCAAAAACUAAAUCUGAUGAAAAAGUUGUUGUAAUCGAAGAGGAACUUGAAAACAUAAAAUCGCAAAUACCAUCGAUACCAAAAAAACAGUUUAUGCAUAUUGAAGAAGUAACGGAAAUGAAUGGAAUAGAAGAAAUAAGCCCAACAAAAAUUGAAGAAUUAGAAGAAAUAUCACAAAAACAAUUAGAACCAACGCAAGCAAAAAGGAAGCAUCAGAUAGUAAUAAAAGACCAAGAGAAAGAAACAGAACAAGCACCUAUAACAAAAAUUACAGAAAGUCUUUCACAGGAAAUUAGUGAAGAAACCGUGUUGCCUCUUCCACAGCAUGAAUUGGCCAAACCUAUUGAGGAGGAAGAGGUAAGAGAACAAGUUACUGUGACCGAGGAAGUAGUGGAGGAAAAGAAACCAAAAAAAAUUACAAAGAAGAAAAUUAUCAAACGUAAAGGACAAAAGCAGCAAGUAACGGAAGAAGUUACUGUGGAAGAAAAAGGACAAUCUCCUGUGACAACGAUAACGGAAGGUCCUCUGGAAGAAAUUGUCGAAGAAACCGUGUUGCCUCUUCCACAGCAUGAAUUGGCCAAACCUAUUGAGGAGGAAGAGGUAAGAGAACAAGUUACAGUAACCGAGGAAGUAGUAGAAGGGAAGAGACCAAAGAAAAUUACAAAGAAGAAAAUUAUAAAACGUAAAGGACGGAAACAGCAAAUAAUGGAAGAAGUUACUGUGGAAGAAAAGGGACAAUCUCCUGUGACAACAAUAACAGAGGGUCCUCUGGAGGAAAUUGUCGAAGAAACCGUGUUGCCUCUUCCACAGCAUGAAUUGGCCAAACCUAUUGAGGAGGAAGAGGUAAGAGAACAAGUUACUGUGACCGAGGAAGUAGUGGAGGAAAAGAAACCAAAAAAAAUUACAAAGAAGAAAAUUAUCAAACGUAAAGGACAAAAGCAGCAAGUAACGGAAGAAGUUACUGUGGAAGAAAAAGGACAAUCUCCUGUGACAACGAUAACGGAAGGUCCUCUGGAGGAAACUGCCGAAGAAGCCGUGUUGCCUCUUCUACAGCAUGAAUUUGCAAAACCUAUUGAGGAGGAAGAGAUAAGAGAACAAGUUACAGUAACCGAGGAAGUAGUAGAAGGAAAGAGACCAAAGAAAAUUACAAAUAAGAAAAUUAUCAAACGUAAAGGACAAAAGCAGCAAAUAACGGAAGAAGUUACUGUGGAAGAAAAGGGGCAGUCUCCUGUGACAACAAUAACGGAGAAUCCUCUGGAGGAAAUUCUUGAAGAAACUGUGUUGCCUCUUCCACAGCAUGAAUUUGCUAAACCUAUUGAGGAGGAAGAGAUAAGAGAACAAGUUACAGUGACCGAGGAAGUAGUGGAGGGGAAGAAACCAAAGAAAAUUACAAAGAAGAAAAUUAUAAAACGUAAAGGACGGAAACAGCAAAUAAUGGAAGAAGUUACUGUGGAAGAAAAGGGGCAGUCUCCUAUAACAACGAUAACGGAGGGUCCUUUGGAAGAAAUUCUUGAAGAUACUGUGUUGCCGCUGCCACAAUCUGAAAUUAUUAAGCCUAGUGAGGAGGAAGAGAUAAGAGAACAAAUUACUGUGACCGAGGAAGUAGUGGAGGGGAAAAAACCAAAGAAAAUUACAAAGAAGAAAAUUAUCAAACGUAAAGGACAAAAGCAGCAAGUAACGGAAGAAGUUACUGUGGAAGAAAAGGGACAAUCUCCUGUGACAACAAUAACAGAGUGUCCUCUGGAGGAAAUUGUCGAAGAAACCGUAUUGCUUCUACCACAGCAUGAAUUUGCCAAACCUAUUGAGGAAGAACAGAUACGAGAACAAGUUACAGUAACCGAGGAAAUAGUAGAAGGGAAGAGACCAAAGAAAAUUACAAAGAAGAAAAUUAUCAAACGUAAAGGACAAAAGCAGCAAGUAACGGAAGAAGGUACUGUGGAAGAAAAGGGACAAUCUCCUGUGACAACGAUAACGGAAGGUCCUCUGGAGGAAAUUGACGAAGAAACCGUGUUGCCUCUUCUACAGCAUGAAUUUCCCAAACCUAUUGAGAAGGAAGACAUAAGAGAGCAAGUUACAGUAACCGAGGAAGUAGUAGAAGGGAAGAGACCAAAGAAAAUUACAAAGAAGAAAAUUAUCAAACGUAAAGGACAAAAGCAGCAAGUAACGGAAGAAGGUACUGUGGAAGAAAAGGGACAAUCUCCUGUGACAACGAUAACGGAAGGUCCUCUGGAGGAAAUUGACGAAGAAACCGUGUUGCCUCUUCUACAGCAUGAAUUUCCCAAACCUAUUGAGAAGGAAGACAUAAGAGAGCAAGUUACAGUAACCGAGGAAGUAGUAGAAGGGAAGAGACCAAAGAAAAUUACAAAGAAGAAAAUUAUCAAACGUAAAGGACAAAAGCAGCAAGUAACGGAAGAAGGUACUGUGGAAGAAAAGGGACAAUCUCCUGUGACAACGAUAACGGAAGGUCCUCUGGAGGAAAUUGACGAAGAAACCGUGUUGCCUCUUCUACAGCAUGAAUUUCCCAAACCUAUUGAGAAGGAAGACAUAAGAGAGCAAGUUACAGUAACCGAGGAAGUAGUAGAAGGGAAGAGACCAAAGAAAAUUACAAAGAAGAAAAUUAUCAAACGUAAAGGACAAAAGCAGCAAGUAACGGAAGAAGGUACUGUGGAAGAAAAGGGACAAUCUCCUGUGACAACGAUAACGGAAGGUCCUCUGGAGGAAAUUGACGAAGAAACCGUGUUGCCUCUUCUACAGCAUGAAUUUCCCAAACCUAUUGAGAAGGAAGACAUAAGAGAGCAAGUUACAGUAACCGAGGAAGUAGUAGAAGGGAAGAGACCAAAGAAAAUUACAAAGAAGAAAAUUAUCAAACGUAAAGGACAAAAGCAGCAAGUAACGGAAGAAGGUACUGUGGAAGAAAAGGGACAAUCUCCUGUGACAACGAUAACGGAAGGUCCUCUGGAGGAAAUUGACGAAGAAACCGUGUUGCCUCUUCUACAGCAUGAAUUUCCCAAACCUAUUGAGAAGGAAGACAUAAGAGAGCAAGUUACAGUAACCGAGGAAGUAGUAGAAGGGAAGAGACCAAAGAAAAUUACAAAGAAGAAAAUUAUCAAACGUAAAGGACAAAAGCAGCAAGUAACGGAAGAAGGUACUGUGGAAGAAAAGGGACAAUCUCCUGUGACAACGAUAACGGAAGGUCCUCUGGAGGAAAUUGACGAAGAAACCGUGUUGCCUCUUCUACAGCAUGAAUUUCCCAAACCUAUUGAGAAGGAAGACAUAAGAGAGCAAGUUACAGUAACCGAGGAAGUAGUAGAAGGGAAGAGACCAAAGAAAAUUACAAAGAAGAAAAUUAUCAAACGUAAAGGACAAAAGCAGCAAGUAACGGAAGAAGGUACUGUGGAAGAAAAGGGACAAUCUCCUGUGACAACGAUAACGGAAGGUCCUCUGGAGGAAAUUGACGAAGAAACCGUGUUGCCUCUUCUACAGCAUGAAUUUCCCAAACCUAUUGAGAAGGAAGACAUAAGAGAGCAAGUUACAGUAACCGAGGAAGUAGUAGAAGGGAAGAGACCAAAGAAAAUUACAAAGAAGAAAAUUAUCAAACGUAAAGGACAAAAGCAGCAAGUAACGGAAGAAGGUACUGUGGAAGAAAAGGGACAAUCUCCUGUGACAACGAUAACGGAAGGUCCUCUGGAGGAAAUUGACGAAGAAACCGUGUUGCCUCUUCUACAGCAUGAAUUUCCCAAACCUAUUGAGAAGGAAGACAUAAGAGAGCAAGUUACAGUAACCGAGGAAGUAGUAGAAGGGAAGAGACCAAAGAAAAUUACAAAGAAGAAAAUUAUCAAACGUAAAGGACAAAAGCAGCAAGUAACGGAAGAAGGUACUGUGGAAGAAAAGGGACAAUCUCCUGUGACAACGAUAACGGAAGGUCCUCUGGAGGAAAUUGACGAAGAAACCGUGUUGCCUCUUCUACAGCAUGAAUUUCCCAAACCUAUUGAGAAGGAAGACAUAAGAGAGCAAGUUACAGUAACCGAGGAAGUAGUAGAAGGGAAGAGACCAAAGAAAAUUACAAAGAAGAAAAUUAUCAAACGUAAAGGACAAAAGCAGCAAGUAACGGAAGAAGGUACUGUGGAAGAAAAGGGACAAUCUCCUGUGACAACGAUAACGGAAGGUCCUCUGGAGGAAAUUGACGAAGAAACCGUGUUGCCUCUUCUACAGCAUGAAUUUCCCAAACCUAUUGAGAAGGAAGACAUAAGAGAGCAAGUUACAGUAACCGAGGAAGUAGUAGAAGGGAAGAGACCAAAGAAAAUUACAAAGAAGAAAAUUAUCAAACGUAAAGGACAAAAGCAGCAAGUAACGGAAGAAGUUACUGUGGAAGAAAAGGGACAAGCUCCUGUAACAACGAUAACGGAAGGUCCUCUGGAGGAAAUUGUCGAAGGAACCGUAUUGCCUCUACCACAGCAUGAAUUUGCCAAACCUAUUGAGGAGAAAAAGAUAAGAGAACAAGUUACAGUAACCGAGGAAAUAGUAGAAGGGAAGAGACCAAAUAAAAUUACAAAGAAGAAAAUUAUCAAACGUAAAGGACAAAAGCAGCAAGUAACGGAAGAAGUUACUGUGGAAGAAAAGGGACAAGCUCCUGUAACAACGAUAACGGAAGGUCCUCUGGAGGAAAUUGUCGAAGAAACCGUGUUGCCUCUUCUACAGCAUGAAGUUGCCAAAUUUAUUGAGGAGGAACAGAUAAGAGAACAAGUUACAGUAACCGAGGAAAUUGUAGAUGGGGGGAGACCAAAGAAAAUUACAAAGAAGAAAAUUAUCAAACGUAAAGGACAAAAGCAGCAAGUACCGGAAGAAGUUACUGUGGAAGAAAAGGGACAAUCCCCUGUGACAACGAUAACGGAAGGUCCUCUGGAGGAAAUUGUCGAAGAAACCGUGUUGCCUCUUCUACAGCAUGAAUUUGCCAAACUUAUUGAGGAGGAACACAUAAGAGAACAAGUUACAGUAACCGAGGAAGUUGUAGAAGGGAAAAGACCAAAGAAAAUUACAAAGAAAAAAAUUAUAAAACGUAAAGGGCGGAAACAGCAAAUAACGGAAGAAGUUACUGUGGAAGAAAAGGGGCAGUCUCCUGUGACAACGAUAACGGAGGGUCCUCAGGAGGAAAUUGUCGAAGAAACCGUGUUGCCGCGGCCACAGCCUGAAAUUAUCAAGCCUAGUGAGGUGGAAGAGAUAAGAGAACAAGUUACAGUGAUCGAGGAAGUAGUAGAAGGAAAGAAACUAAAGAAAAUUGUCAAACGUAAGGGACAAAAACAGCAAGUAACAGAAGAAGUUAAUGUCGUAGAAAAAGAACAGUUUCCUGUGUGUGUGACAACUAUUACAGAGGAUUCUCCAAAGAAACAUCAGGCGGUAGGAACCACAAUUCAUCUUCACGCAAACACUACACCGGAAAUACACAACAAACUCAAACAUAAAAGUUUGAUUAAACAUUUAGAUAAUGAGAUAAUGCUGAAAGAUGUUCCGAGAAAACUGAUGUAUCAGCCACAAGAAACAAAGUGUGAAAUUCCAGAAGAAAUUGUAGAAGAAAUAGUGACAGAAACAGCAGAGAAAGAAAAGGCUCGUCUUUUGCUAGAAGAGGAAGAAUUGGUGAAAAUAAUGAGAGUAGGCAUCAAAGAAGUGCCAGAAGAAAAAGAGGAAAUAUCUAUUGUUGAGGUAGAGAAAACCGUCGAAACACCGACGCACAAAAUUAUUAGAACAAAGAAACAACCAAAGAAAAAAGAUGAACAAAUUGAGAUUAUUGAGGAAUUGACCAUAAAGCCGGAGGAUAAAAUUGUUAUGGUAGAACAGCAGCAUGUAACCGACAUCGAUAAAAAACCAGUUAAAAAAAUAAUUAAGAAGAAAAAGCACUUGACCGGAGCUGAAGAUGUUCUUGAAGAAGCUGUAGAGGAUAUCGUAAUGGACAAACCAAAGAAAGAAAAAGCUAGAACUAUUAUAGAAGAUAGACAGGAAACAGUUUUAGUCACCGAGCCAAAAGUACAUGAAGCAGCUGUUAAGAUGCCAGAGGAAAAAAUAGAUAUCGGGGAAGAAAUAAUAGAAACUAUUAAAACACCUACAACAAAAAUUAUUAAAAAGAAAAAAUUGGCAGUAGAUGAUCACAACAAACAAAUUAUUGAGAAAAUUGUGCAGAAACCAGCUGAGGAAACUGAAAUAAUAGAAAAAGAAAAAAUGAUUGAAAUAGUUGAAACGCCAACAAAAAAAAUUAUUAAAAGGAAAAAGGCGGAAACUUAUGAUGAUAAUGCGCCAGAAGAAAUUGUUGAAGAAAUUCUUAUAGAAAAACCGAAGAAAGAACAAGCUCGAACUAUAUUAUCUCCACGAGAGAGUAUUGAAGUAACGCAGAUCUUAACUGAAUCAUCCAUUUCCAAAAUCACAGAAGAUAAAACUAAACUAAAAGAAGCUGUAGUAUGCAAAAAUGAAGAAGAAAAAGAUAUUUUGAAGAAAGUUUCAAUGAAAGAAACGAGCACAAUUCCUAUUCAGGAAGAAGUAACAGCCGAGAUUACUAAAGAAAUAAUAAGUGAGAAACCAAAAGAAGAACAAAUACAAUCGAUUAUUAUACCAAAAGAAGAACUCAAAGUAACUGAAACAAUUUCAAGCACAACCACUGAGGAACUUCUCGAGAAGAUAAAACCGACGGAAGAAACGGCAGUGCCAAUUAAGGAUGUGGAGUCACAAAUUGAGAUAAAGGAAGUUACAAUACAAAAAGCCCCUAAAAAGAUUAAACCAAUAUAUGUAAAUGAACAACAAGUCAAAGAAGAAAUUGUUGAAGAAUUUAUUUCAGAUAAACCCAUAAAGGAAGAAGCGGAAAAGAUAAUAACUGCAAAUGAAGAAAUAGAGACUACCGAAAUUAUUUCUGAAAUUACAACUAGUAAACUUGAUGAAGAUAAAAGACCGCAAAAAGAACAAGCUGUGUCCAUAGAAGAGAUAAAACAAGAUAUAAAAUUAACAGAAGUACCCGUAAAGAGAGCACCCCUUAUUAAGAAAAAAGCCAAGGAAAUGAAAGAAGAUCGCCCAGAUGAAUCAAUAGAAAAAAUAAAAUUAAAAGAACCUAAAAAGGAAAAAGCUAAAGAAAGUGUAGCUUUACAGGAGAGUAUCGACAUUUCGGAAGUGAUGACAGAAACGAUACCUGAAGAACUUGCUACGGAAGAAACAUUCUCUGAAAAGAAAGUAAAACCAAGUAUUGCACUGGUAGAAACAAUUGAAAAGGAAAAAGCAAAAUCUACUAUAGUUGAAGUCAAGAAAGAGAACGAAAAAGUAGUGGAAGAAAUAAUACCAGUGAAACCUAAGAAAGAAGAAACAAAAAUAAAUAAAAUAGAUAUUACAAUGGCAGAGAUAACUUCGGAAUCUAAAAUUAAAGAUAUUCCAAAAGAAAAACAACCUGACGAAAAAUUAGAAAAAGUAAGGAUAAUGCAGUCCGUAGAAAUAAAAGAAGUCAAGAAAUUAGAAGAAGAAAUUGUCCCCAUUGUGAAAGAAAAAUCUAUUGAACCUGAAGUCACUGAGGAAUUGAAAGAAAAGAAAGUUAUCAAGAAAAAGAAAAAGAAGCCUGUAAAAAAAGAUGAUAUAGACGAUUGGGUAGAACCCGAAUAUGAAAGGCCUGUAUUAGAACCAAUGCCUGAAAAAAUUCAAUGGGAACCAACAAAAAAGAAAAAAGAAAAGAAAACAUUACCUGAAGCUAUGCAAAAAUUGGUUCCGCAAAAGAUUGAAAGAAAAGAAAUCAAACCUACAAAAUUAAAAUAUAUUGAACCACCACAAGAAACAGUUCAGUUUGGUACAAUUAAAUUAAAAAAAGUAACAGUUGUUAAGAAAAAAGAAAUUAGCGAACCAAUAUUUCCUAAAAUUAUGUUACGUAGCAGAAUCACAUUUGUUGGUGACUAUCCGCCAGAAAUACAAAUACCAAAAAUUACAUAUAUGGAAAAGAAUAUGAUACAAAAUGGUAUUUUGUCUAGAAAUGCAGAAGAAGCUUUACAGGUUUUAAAGAAAAAAUAUAAAAAACCAAAAAUGCCAGAGAAAGAAUUAACUGAAUUAGAAAAAUUGGAUAAAGAGUUUGAAGAAUUGAAGAAAGUGCCACUAGAAAAAAUAGACGAUAAAUCUAUUUACGAACGAACACCUAAAAAGCCGGAAAAAACACCCGAAGAACCGCAAAAACUUAUUGUUGGAAAAGGUGAAAUAAAACAAGAACCUAAAAUUGUGCCAGAAGAAGUUAAGCUAAAGAAAACAUUGGAAAAGAAACCGGAAGAAUUAAUAGAAACUAAAGAGAAACUAAAAAAGAAAAAAUCUGUAGAAGAUGUGCACCAGAAAAAAGAAGAAAAACCUAAAGAAACGCUCUCUUAUGAUGAAUUUAAACCAGUAGAAUUUGAUAGACCAGAAAUUGAAAAAUAUAUACCUGAAGAUAUCGAAAUAACAAAAAAACCAGAACCUGAACCUAUUUCAAAACCAUAUGAAAGACCUAAGAAAAAGCAACCUGAGCAGGAUAUUGAACAAAUUCCACUAAUAAAAGGAAUACCAAAGCCACAAGAGCCCGAAGAAGAACCCAAAGUCAAAUUCCGAAUACCAACUUCAGAGAAACCGGAAGAUGAACCUGAAACAAUAACUCUGAAAGGCUGGAAAAAAGAUAAACCCAAAGAAGAGGGUACAGAAGAAUAUCCAACUAAGGAAAAAGAUGUUAUUCCAACAAUACCCAAAGAAGAUACAAAAGAAGUGAUAUUGAAACAGAAACCAAAGAAAAAGACAGUUAAAGAAGAAACUGCUGCAAAAAUUACUGUAAAGAAACCUAUUCCAAAAGAAGAAGAGCAAGUACCAGAAGAAGUUUCUGAGAAAGUGGCAAUAAAGAAACCUAUAAAAGAGGAAACUGCGGAUGAAGUAACGAUUAAAAAACCAGUCGUUGAAGACAAAAAAGAAGAGGUAAAAGAGAUCACAGAAGAAAUCACAUUAAAAAAGAAGCCAAAGAAAAAAUCCAUCACAGAGGAAACUGCUGCUGAAGUAACAGUAAAGAAAUCUGUUCCGAAAGAAGAAGAACAAGUACCGGAAGAAGUUUCUGAAAAAGUGGCAAUAAAGAGACCUAAAAAGGUACCUAUCAAAGAGGAAACUACGGAUGAAGUAACGAUUAAAAAACCAGUCAAUGAGAAAAGAAAAGAAGAAAUAAAAGAAAUCACAGAGGAAGUCACAUUAAAAAAGAAGCCGAAGAAAAAACCAGUCACGGAGGAAAUCGCUGCCGAAAUAAUUGUAAAAAAACCCGUUUCAAAAGAAGAACAAAUACCGGAAGAAGUUUCUGAGAAAGUGGCAAUACAGAAACCUAAAAAAGAACCUAUCAAGGAGGAAAUUGCGGAUGAAGUGACGAUUAAAAAACCAGUCGUUGAAGAGAGAAAAGAAGAGGUAGAAGAAAUCACAGAGGAAGUCACAUUAAAAAAGAAACCAAAGAAAAAAUCCGUUACAGAGGAAACCGCUGCCGAAAUAACUGUAAAGAAACCCGUUCCGACGGAAGAAGAACGAGUACCGGAAGAAGUUUCAGAGAAAGUGGCAAUAAAGAAACCUAAAAAGGAACCUAUCAAAGAGGAAGCUGCAGCUGAAGUGACGAUUAAAAAACCAGUCGUUGAAAAGAGAAAAGAAGAGGUAGAGGAAAUCACAGAGGAAGUCACAUUAAAAAAGAAACCAAAGAAAAAAUCCGUCACAGAGGAAACCGCUGCCGAAAUAACUGUAAAGAAACCCGUUCCGACGGAAGAAGAACGAGUACCGGAAGAAGUUUCAGAGAAAGUGGCAAUAAAGAAACCUAAAAAGGAACCUAUCAAAGAGGAAGCUGCAGCUGAAGUGACGAUUAAAAAACCAGUCGUUGAAGAGAGAAAAGAUGAGGUAGAAGUAAUCACAGAGGAAGUCAUAUUAAAAAAGAAACCAAAGAGAAAAUCUGUGACAGAGGAAACCGCUGCCGUAAUAACUGUAAAGAAACCCGUUCCGAAGGAAGAAGAACAAGUACCGGAAGAAGUUUCUGAGAAAGUGGCAAUAAAGAAACCGAAAAAGAAAUCUUUCAAGGAAGAAGUCGCCGAAGUUACAAAGAAACCUAAAAAGGAACCUAUCAAAGAGGAAGCUGCAGCUGAAGUGACGAUUAAAAAACCAGUCGUUGAAGAGAGAAAAGAUGAGGUAGAAGUAAUCACAGAGGAAGUCAUAUUAAAAAAGAAACCAAAGAGAAAAUCUGUGACAGAGGAAACCGCUGCCGUAAUAACUGUAAAGAAACCCGUUCCGAAGGAAGAAGAACAAGUACCGGAAGAAGUUUCUGAGAAAGUGGCAAUAAAGAAACCUAAAAAGGAACCUAUCAAAGAGGAAGCUGCAGCUGAAGUGACGAUUAAAAAACCAGUCGUUGAAGAGAGAAAAGAUGAGGUAGAAGUAAUCACAGAGGAAGUCAUAUUAAAAAAGAAACCAAAGAGAAAAUCUGUGACAGAGGAAACCGCUGCCGUAAUAACUGUAAAGAAACCCGUUCCGAAGGAAGAAGAACAAGUACCGGAAGAAGUUUCUGAGAAAGUGGCAAUAAAGAAACCUAAAAAGGAACCUAUCAAAGAGGAAGCUGCAGCUGAAGUGACGAUUAAAAAACCAGUCGUUGAAGAGAGAAAAGAUGAGGUAGAAGUAAUCACAGAGGAAGUCAUAUUAAAAAAGAAACCAAAGAGAAAAUCUGUGACAGAGGAAACCGCUGCCGUAAUAACUGUAAAGAAACCCGUUCCGAAGGAAGAAGAACAAGUACCGGAAGAAGUUUCUGAGAAAGUGGCAAUAAAGAAACCUAAAAAGGAACCUAUCAAAGAGGAAGCUGCAGCUGAAGUGACGAUUAAAAAACCAAUCGUUGAAGAGAGAAAAGAAGAGGUAGAAGUAAUCACAGAGGAAGUCACAUUAAAAAAGAAGCCAAAGAAAAAAUCCGUCACAGAGGAAACCGCUGCCGAAAUAACUGUCAAGAAACCCGUUCCGAAGGAAGAAGAACCGGAAGAAGUUUCUGAGAAAGUGGCAAUAAAGAAACCUAAAAAGGAACCUAUCAAAGAGGAAGCUGCAGCUGAAGUGACAAUUAAAAAACCAGUCGUUGAGGAAAGAAAAAAAGAAGUAGAAGAAAUUACAGACGAAGUUACAUUAAAAAAGAAACCGAAGAAAAAACUCAUCACAGAGGAAACCGCUGCCGAAAUAACUAUAAAGAAACCCGUUCCGAAGAAAGAAGAACCGGAAGAAGUUUCUGAGAAAGUGGCAAUAAAGAAACCGAAAAAGAAAUCUUUCAAGGAAGAAGUCGCGGACGAAGUUACAAUUAAAAAAUCUGUUAUAGAAAAGGAGAAGGAAGACAUUGUUGAAGAAGUUACUUUUAAAUCGAAGCCAAGACAAAAGAUUACCGAACCGGAAGAAAUAUCAGAAGUGACUAUUGCUAAACCCGUAGAGGAAAAGCAAAAACAAGAAGACAUUACAGACACAUCUACGGAUAUAUUACUAAAGAAAAAGAAACCAGUGCUAACAGGUGAAGAAGUGAUUGUGGAGGAAUUAACUAUACAAAAAUUCGAAGAGAUAGAAGAACCUAAGGAAGUAAUUGAAGAAUUUACAUUAAAACGCAAACCACCAAAAAAAGCACCGAAACCAAUUGAAGAAAUUUAUGAAGAUGUUACUUUACGUAAAUUACGACCGAAGAAAAAACCUAGACCGGAUAUCAAGGAAGUUACCGAAGUUGAAAAUGUGACGUUUAGACCACGUUCUACAAAAACAAAAGAAGAUGUGGAACAAGAAUUUAAAAUAUCAUUAAAUACAUAUGAAGAAGAAGAUAUUUCCAUGUCCGGUAAGGUCCGUUUAAAGCCAAAGAGACGUCCGCUUACAUAUUCCGAGGAAACUGGAGAAGAAACAAUAAAAAUUAUUCAAGAAAUUGAAGAUGAUUCUGGGCCAGUUAUCGAAGAGAUCAUUGAUGAAUCAGAAGAGGAAAGUAAAGAAGGAUAUAGCGUCGAAGAGCUUGACAUUGACGAAAUGAGUAUACCAUUGAAACGAAAGAAAAAGAAACAAAAAACACCGUAUACUGUAGAAGAAAUUGAAGAAAAUGAUGUCAAAGUACAGUUAAAACGUGAUAGGAAAUAUUCAUAUGAGGAAACAGAUGUUGAAUCUUUGGCGCUGAAAUUGAAGAGCAAGAGACGUGUUUCCACGUACGAAGAAGAAGAAGCUUCUCUCAGUAUUACUAAAAAGGAAGAAAUCGAAGAAGUCGACGAAGUCGAAUAUGUUGUCCGUGACGGUGAUACAAUGUUCUCAAUUUGUUCUUAUGUGGCUGAAACGGAGGAAGCUAUAAACUUGGUCGAAGGAGAAAAAAUUUAUAUUAUCGAUCAUACCAAUCAGGAUUGGUGGUUUGUAAAGAAACAUUUGACUGAAGAAAAGGGUUGGGUACCGGCGCAAUAUUUAUUGGACGAGGAGCAUUAUACUGUUUACUUGCAACGAAAAUUGCACGAAAAGAUUGAUAGAUUGCCAAUCUUUGAAAAGCCAGCUCCAGGAGAAAAAGCCUCAGCACCAAAGUUUAUUGAAAAAUUGCAACCAAUCCACACGCUAGAUGGUUACACUGUUCAAUUCGAGUGCCAAGUAGAAGGCAUACCAAGACCACAAAUAACUUGGUUUCGUCAGACAGCUAUUAUCAAACCAUCUAUUGAUUUUCAAAUGUAUUAUGAUGAAGAUAAUGUUGCUACUUUGAUAAUUAGAGAAGUAUUUCCUGAAGAUGCCGGUACUUUUACAUGCGUUGCAAAAAACGCUGCAGGAUUUGCAUCCAGCACUACUGAACUUAUCGUCGAGGCUCCUCUGUCAGAUCACGGAUCUGAUAUUACCGGUUUGUCGAGGAAAAGUCUUUCGAGAGAAUCAUCUCUUGCGGAUAUAUUGGAAGGUAUACUACCUACAUUCUCUCGAAAACCAAAAGCGAAGUACGUGAAUGAAGGUGAUGAUGUAAUAUUGGAAUGCCGAUUGGUCGCUGUACCGGAGCCAGAAAUAAUGUGGUACUAUAAAGAUGCCCAGGUGGUUAGUCAGCAAAACAUCGUGGUCGCAACUGAAAGCGAUAUGCACAUGUACUGCAGUAUCGUAAAAAUUACCAAAAUUCAAAAGAGGCAAGAAGGAAGAUAUAAGAUUGUCGCUAAGAAUAGAGAAGGCGAAGCCACUAUCGAUAUUCCCAUAAAAGUAAAAACUGGAAAGAGCGAGCCGCCCGAAAUUUUGGAGCCGUUGCAAUCCCACGUUGUCAAAGAAGGCGAGACUGUUAUUUUAUCAACUCAAAUAGUCGGUAAUCCAACACCAAAAAUAACGUGGUAUAAAGAUGGAAAACCGAUAAAGGACAUGCAACCAAAACAGGAUGGACACGUCAAUACGUUGAAUUUGAUUCAGCCUCAAAUAGUAGAUAGUGGAGAAUAUUCGGUUAUAGCUAUCAAUGAUGUGGGCAAAGCCGAGACUCGAGCUGUAUUGACUGUUGAGAAAGUACCGAGUGGCGCACCAGAACCUCCCUUGUUCACUGAACGUUUCCAAGAGGUACUUGUUCCCGAAAAAGGUACCUUUAAGUUAACCGCCAAAGUAACUGGAAAUCCUGUCCCGGAAGUUAUUUGGCUGAAAAAUAACAAACCGCUUGACAAAUCGCCCAAUAUCAUAGAAAGUUACGACGGUGAAAACAUCUUACUCGAAAUUAGAAAUGCGGAUUCAGAAAUUGAUACUGGAGAUUAUAAAUGUGUCGCCAGUAAUCCGGUCGGAAAAGCUUCACAUGGUGCAAAAGUAACGGUAGACGUUGCUAAAGUCUCUUUCACAAGAAAAUUGCAAAACGAAAUCACAAUCGACGAAUACAAAACUCUGGAAUUGAGUUGCGAGACAUCGCACACCGUUUCCACGGUGUGGUGGCAUAAUGAUAAAGAGAUCAGCGGAAUGGAUCAUCGCGAGGUGAUUCAAGAAGGACGCGUACAUAGAUUACUUAUUAAAAAGAGUGGUCUUUCCGACGCAGGCACGUACAAAUGUACCGUCAAAAAUCAGGUGACGUCCAGCAACGUUAUCGUUCGAGCCACCAAACCGGAAUUCGUUAAGAAGCUGCAGGACUUCGAAGUAAAAGAACGCGAUGUGGCGAUUUUGGAAGUCGAGAUCACGUCUCAAAUGGCCGAUGUUACAUGGCGAAAAGACGGCGAAUUGUUAACACCGAGCAAGGGAAAAUUAGAAUUCGUGAAAGACGGUACCGUGAGAAAGCUUCUCAUCAGGAGCACAUCGGUUCAUGACGAAGGGGAAUACACGUGCGCUCUUCCGGAUCAAGAAUGUACGGCAGAAGUUACGGUCGUUGAAUUGCCACCGGAGAUUAUUACCAAAAUGCAGGAUAUAAUUAUAGCCAGAGGAGAGAAAGCGACCUUUGAUAUAGAAUUGACAAAAGGUGACGCUUUAGUACGCUGGUUCAAAGACGGCCAAGAGUUGCAAUUCUCCGAGCACGUGCGAUUGUCGAUCGACGGCAAGAGGCAAAAACUGAAAAUUUACGACACGGAAGUGGAAGAUGCGGGAAUCUAUUCUUGUCAAGUUGGCGAUCAAACUUCGUCAGCUAGAUUGACGGUUGAAGAACCCGAAAUAGAUUUUAUUAAAAAAUUGCCGGAUGUUACUUUAGUGUCUCUCAACACCGAUGCAACUUUCCUCAUUGAACUGUCGCGUGCCGAUGUAUCAGUAACGUGGUUAAAGAAAGGCGAAAUAAUCGAUUGCGCACAAUCUUCGAAAUAUCAUAUUAUUGAUGAAGGAAACAUUAAGAAACUUAUCAUUAAAAAAUGCACGACCGAAGAUAUCGCUGAAUAUACUGCCGUAGUUGCAAAUGUGAAAACAUCAUCCAGAUUAAAAGUUGAAGUUAUCGAAACAUCGCCGAAAAUCAAUCCUGAUACGCCUAGAAAAUACAAAACGAUGAAAGGUGAUAAUAUUGAUGUUGUUGUGAAAUUCACGGCUACGCCAACUCCGAUUGACGAGUGGAUCGUUAAUGGCCGCGUUCUUAAAAAAUCCAAACGGAUUCUCACAUCCAUCGACGAAUAUUCAGCCGUCUUGACAAUUAGAGAUGUACAAGAAAAAGAUUUCGGUGAUUAUAAUCUAAAAUUAACUAAUCCUCAUGGGGAUGAUGGUAUAGAAAUCAACAUCAUCGUCGUGCAGGUACCUGGAGCGCCAGGAAUUCCAGAACCUCUCGAAAUAACCGACAACAGUGUUACUCUUCACUGGAAGAAACCAGAUUUGGACGGAUAUUCCCCGAUCUUGGAAUACAUUUUACAAUAUCGCGAAAAAACGGAAUCUUCAUGGAGCAGAAUCAACGAGACAAUAAGUGAAACUACGCACAAACUGACAAACUUGACCAUCGACAAGGAAUAUACCUUCCGUGUGACAGCAGUCAACGAAGCCGGAUCGGGUGAGCCAUCGCCGAAUAUGCCAUAUCUAAAAAUUUCCAAGUUAUCGGCAUUUGAACCGCCAACCAUUCUGGAAGCGCUCAAGAGCAUCGUGAUCGGAUUAGGAGAGACUGUCACGCUUUCUUGCGUAAUCGCCAAGUACACGAUUCGAAAAACUACAGAGACAUCGUCGGCCACAUUCACGGUUAAAGCACAGAAUGAUGCAGGAACAGCGGAAACAUCGUGUCAAUUGAAGAUUCAAGAAUCUCCGAGGAUUAUUUGCGAUGAAAACUUGAUGAGUCAGAGACUAACGGUGGGCGACAAAUGGAAGGUCGAAAUACACUUCAACGGUUUCCCAAAACCGAAAAUGACGUGGACAAUAAACGAUAAAAAAAUAACUGAUAAACGCAUUUCCAUCGAGACUGAGGAAGAUAUAUCCAUUAUUACGAUUCCUUCACUCGUCAGGGAUGAUACGGCUGUCUACACAGCAAAAGCGAUAAACGAAGCCGGUAGCUCGACGAUGGAAUGUCAUCUCCGUGUCAUAGAUAAGCCGAGCAAACCUCAGGGACCAGUUGUCGCAAAAGAAAUUAGACAAGAUCGUGUUACCAUAGAAUGGCGACCACCGAUCGAUGACGGUGGCGUAGAGCUGGAAAGAUACACCAUUGAAAAAUGUGAAGCGAGUAAAAAAGUUUGGACAAAAGUGGGUGAUGUUGACAAAGAAGUCGAAAAUUUCUGCGCGCAGAAAUUGCAGCAAGAUGUCGACUACCUAUUUAGAAUAGUCGCUAGAAACGCAGUUGGAGCUUCAGAUCCUUUGGAAUCCGAGCCAAUUAAGACAAGGACUUCAUUCGAACCACCGGGCCCGCCAAGAGGACCAUUCGAAGUUUCUGGAAUGAUGAAAACGUCAUUCACGAUCAAAUGGGAACCUCCAGAGAACGAUGGCGGUACGCCUAUUACAGAUUAUAUUGUCGAAAUAAAAGAGACAUCAAAGAAAGCUUGGCGAAGGAUUGCAAGCACAAAAGGGGACGUCACAAAUGUUAUUAUAUCUGAUUUGAAAACGGACACAUCGUACAAUUUCCGAAUAACAGCUAAAAACAGCGUCGGUACCGGUCCUCCAUACAUAGCAGAAGAAGCGAUUACGGCCGGCAAACGACCGACACCACCUUCAUCCCCUCUAAAUGUCCGAGCGACCAAUGUUACGAGCAAAAGCGUCACUCUCAGUUGGUCAUCACCAGCUACCACAGGAGGAUCAGAAUUGACAGGUUACAUAAUCGAGAAGAGGCCAUUAAUUGGAAAAGGUGCCCGAUGGACAAAGAUUGUCACUUUGGACGCUACAACGAAUCAAUACUGCAUAGAAAACUUGAAAGAGAGCGAGUUUCUCUUUAGAAUCUUUGCUGAAAAUAGCGUAGGACUUAGCACACCAACCAAUUCCGAGCCGAUCACAUUGAAAACUCAUGCCAACGUUCCGUCACCGCCUACCGCUCCGUUAGAGAUGAGGCAAAUUGCAGCGAACACAAUGGUAAUCGAAUGGGGUAGGCCUGAGUCGGACGGCGGCGCACCUUUGGAAGGUUAUAAGAUCGCUAUUAGAGACACGAAGAAGACUAUGUGGAUGGAAGUAGGCAGAGUGAGCGCAGACAUCCAGAAAUUAAACAUUCGCGACCUGCAAGAGAAUCACGAAUAUCUCGUGAGAAUUUUUGCACGAAACGAGAUCGGAUUCAGCGAUCAUCUGGAAUCGGAAGAACCAUUUAAGAUCGUGCCGACCUCAGAACUGUCAUUUGUGGAACCGAUCGCUGAAGCUAUGGACAAGGGCGAGACUGCAUCGAUCAGUUUCAGCACGGAAAACACGAGUUCGUGGUUGCGGGAACAUAAUAUGGACGCUGAUAUACAUUCAUACGCGAGAGCGAGAUUACUUAGAAAAGACGAGUACUUCUUCCGUAUUUGGCAUUAUGCUAAACAGCUGUUUGAAUAAGCAUUUGUAUGUGUAUAUAUAUAAUUUUGAACAUUUAUAUCUCGUAGCCGUACUCUUGUAAUGGAUAUAAUUGAUCUUUUCCGCGUAUUUAAUUUUGUUCUCUUCUUCCCUAGAAAAUUGUAAUAAUGAAUCCAUCUAUGUAUUUGUGCCUAACUGUCAGCGCAACGACGACAGUGCCAUUGAUUAAUUCCUCUGUAAAAUCAAGUUGCGUAUAGCAAUUAGAAAUUAAGAUUCAUACAAGAGACUGGACAAGUGCUUAUAGAGUGCUAAUCUAGUCAGGAUAAAGUAAUCUUUUCUUUAAUAUCUAUCAAAACACUCAGGAAAUGUAUUAAAUAUCAUACACGAGCAAUUCAUUUUUUUAUUUUAGUGCGUUUCAUUGCUCUAGUAAAUUUUACCAUAUUAUGCUCGUGUGUACAGUUUCAAAAAUUUUAUAUUCUGUAGAUUAGCAAAGAUCCAUUGAUUCGGUAUUAUUAAAAUUUUAUCCACGGCUAGCGAGACAGACAACGAAGCGUUAGAUAUCUCCAUAUUCAGAAUUCUCAAAAACUUGGCAUUCUACAUCUAAUGAUGUACUUAUAAUAAUUUCGUGACUACGUAAUAUUCGUUUCUACUUGUAUAAGACAAAGCCACAGCUUGCGAUGAUAACCUUAGUAUUUAUUCUUCAAGCAUAUAGUAUAUUUACCUGUAUUUUAUUUUGUUUCCUGUUACUAUUAUCAUUAUAUACUUAAUUCUGAUAAUAUUGUAAAAAUAUGAUCGAUACAUCAAGAUUAAUGAAAUGAAGAAAUACCACGCGUAUUUGGUAAUACGAGACGUAAAAUAUAGGUGCCAAUAACAUCAUUGUAAUUAACCAACUACGCGUCGUAUACUUCACGUUAUAUUUAUGUUGUAAAAUAUUUUAUUUAUCGAUUAAAUUAUUACGAAUUA